CACCUGAUGCUGCCUCAAUACAACUGUGCGCUUCCAUUGAUGGGCUCUGUUGAAAACGGCUUCUCCAUGCAAACCAGGAAGUGACCUCUCCAGACAACGGAAUGACUCUUUUCUUAUCUCUGCAGCUGCAAUCUCCUGGGUGAUCAAAUACCAUUAGACAGUUGAAUGCACAUGCAUAUUCCGUCAAUUUUAUUGUGUUACUCUUUUUGUGAAACACUUUACAAUCAAGUGGUAUAUAAAAGUGGUGAAAUAAUAUUAAAUAUAAUGCAAACAUUAUUAAAUUUUUACUUACAUUUCAAGCCUAUUCCACCCCAAAUGUUCAGGAUGGGCUAAAACAUAUAGAAAUAUAUACAUUAAGCUAUUAAAAAGAUGAAAAAAUAGACAAUACAAUAUAUCCACGAUCUUUUUAGCAGUGGUCCAUCAGUUGUGGAAUCCUGUUACUUGGGAGGUGUUCAUAGUCUUCUCAUUGUUCUUUCUUCAACCUUAAGAAAAUUAUUUUCCUGCCAUGUAUUGUAAUGAAGAUUGUACUGGUUCAAUACAUUAGUUCCUACUGUUUUUAACUACUGACUUCUUUUUAACAGUUUUGACUAGAUUAAAGUUUUAAGAGAGUUCCUUUUAAAAGGUGGUUUUGUGUGUUUGUGUAACUAAAAGGUCACCUUGUAAGAGUAAUCCCCUUGGGAUUCAUGCUAUCUUCAGGCAAGGGCUAGAGAUAAGGGGGGCGGGUUGCAGAGAAUUCAGAGUAUGGUGAGAACCACUUGUCUGCUGGCUCCUGAUACCUUCUGUAUAUACAUAAAGGCUAAUGGCCUGAAGGCACUACCAUCUAAAUUUGCAGCCUUUCAUUCUCACUCAAAGUGAAUAUAGAGCUGGUGGAAGCUCUAUAUAGAUCUGGUGGAAUAUAGAGCUGGUGGAAGCCGCCCCCCGGCUGAGAUUAAGCACUGAAUGGUUAUAUAAAUCAAAACUAACAUUUCCCAAUAGUGGCCACUCAAAGAUAGUCCAGGAGCAAGAUAUUCUGAGCUACCUUUACAAAUGGAAAGGGGGCCAGAGUGUCCUCUCUGGAAUGGGCAUUUGUAGGAGGGGUUCGAAAAGAUUUUGUGCCUUCAAACAGUUAUAUUCUAUGUGUUUCCACCAUGGCUGUCUGGGUACUAGGUGUACCAGGCAGUUUACAUAAAGAGAUUGGCACAGUGCCCUUCCUGAAACAGACACUUGUAUGGCUGUUGAUUCUGGAGACAUUUUCAGCUGAAUAUCAUGAGUGCCAGCUAGAUGUGUGACUUGGGUGACUGACACCAAAUGAUCAGGAUUGUUUUCGUAAAUGGGAUAAUGGCACUGUGUCCAGUCUCAAACUGACACACAGAGGUGAGUUUAGGAGAGGAUUUAUUGCAGUAUACUAUGGACACCAAAUAGAAGAGUUAUGUCUAUGCUUUGGCAGACCUUGGCUGCUAAAAUUGCAGGAAUUGUGGGUUUGCUUUACUAAAUGGGGUGUGUAUCAACAGAAUCAAGUUUUAAGCCUGGGCAGUUUGGGGGAAGAGUAAUUUGCAGACAGAAAUAUAGGCACUUUUUAUGCACUGUUUCUGUACUUUAGGAAUACUGUCAUUGAACUUCAUAAAAACCUAAAAAAUCUAUGUAUUUCAACUUUUAACACAGCUGUUAAAUGGUACAUAGGCUGUAUUUUACAGCUACAGCAUGAGAGAAGAUGACUUGUGCUACUAAAGUGUUUGUAGUUUGUAUUUUAUACUCAUACGGGUGGAAGUGCGGAAUUUGUUGCUGGGUGGAUAUUGAGGAUGUUUUUGUUUUUAACAUUGUCUCAUUUUUUUCUUUGUGAGAAGGUAGUGUAGCUGAGCUCCCUGGUAGGGUAAAUUUACCUGCAGAAGUGAAAAUAACAUCUUGUUCAAAUUGGGAAUAUCAUUAAGAGCAUUAAGAUAAUGGUCUUGUGAGUCCCCAUCUUUGGAACAUGUUAGUUUAUGUGCCCAGGGAAGGGAAGUAGCUGGGUGGAACAAGGAGCUAUCAUCUCUGUGAGUAUGGGCAGAUAUGGUUUAGGGGAAACUAUUCAGAUCUUGUAAAAAGGGGUUGACCUUAGUAAUCUUCUAGCUACUGGAGUUUACCUUAGUAAUAUGGCGCCCUGUGCAAGGCCAAAAUGUAACAACUACCCCCUGCCAAGGCAUAUAAGGGACCUGCAGGUCUUUGGGAAGGAGUCGUGAGGCUCUGGCAGAUCAUAGAGCCCUGACACCUCCUUCCCAAAGUUGGUCAAGUGCUAACUAGGCUUUGGGAAGGAGGCAAGAAGACUCUAGGAGCCCUCACACCUCCUUCCUAAAGUCCAGAGCUUUGGGAAGAAAGGAAGGCACCCCCUUGGCCCCUAUGUGGAGUAACCAGUCAUGCUGCCCUAAAUCUGCCUCUGCUAGCUAUUAUAAAGCCAUUACCCAGCAUCAGCUGAUCCCCAGCUCAUUAGUUAGUUACUCGUUCUCUGACAGUGUUAUUGAUAAGUACCGGGUUAGUCCUGAAGAAAAUAUCAGUAAAGGACCAGCCUGGUAUGUCUUGCAGAGACCUUACUAAGGCUGGGUGAUUUACCUUUGACCCAGCUUUGUACCCAAGGGUACUCAGUCCAGCAUCAGCACAGAUUGGAGAGAGGGUGGGUGUCACCAUCAUUCAUAUAUCUUUCACUGUCCUCAUCAGGAAGUCAAUCCCCUUAUAACAGCAUUUGAGGGCUUGUUCUUGGUGCUGAUCCUGAAAAACGGACUAAUGCAAAAUAUGGCAGCCACAGUGCUAUUGAGGAGCAGUCUGAACACACAAUUCCCAUUCCAAAAUGAUUACACUGAUUAACAAUGAUUUUUCUAGGCCCAAUUCAAGGAGCUUACAUUUCUGCUUAAAGUCAUGAAUGGCCAGCGACCCCCAAACCUUAAAAAAAACACCUCCUCACAUACCAACUUGCCUAAGUCUUAAGCUGAAUGGAUAAGGCCCAGCUGGUGGUUCUUGUGCAGGGUGAUUGCACAGCGCUGUGAAAUGCAUAGCACUAAUUUCCUACAAGGGAAAGCACAGAAUCCAUAAAAUGGGAGGAUAACAUAUGGAAUGUAUAAGGUUCAUGCAUCAUUACAAUUAGGUGGAAAUUAUUUUUAUGGCGAAUGACCCCUAGACUUGUUGCAUAGCCCUACCCAUUCUUGAAUCCUGAUAAUUUAUUGGGCUUUAGAUUAGACCUGAAGAUGGAAUGAAAUGGUGAAAAUGACCUUUUACCGGCUGUGUCUAAAAUGCUGUUUUAAUGGGGGCCUAAUCUAAAAUCCAUUUUAAUCAACUGUUUUUCAUAGUAAGAACUUCUGUUUGUUCCACUGCCAACACUUUAAGAGACAAAAAUAUUAAGCUAAUAAAAGUUGCAUGUUAGAAAAGAAAGGUGAAACAGAGAAGCACCCAAUGUGAAGGUUUGGGAUGAAAAGUGUUGCAUCCCUGACAUUUAAACUGCAAUUCUGUACUUAUUUACCCUGGAUCUAUGCCCCACUGAACUCAGUGGGAUGAACUGCACAUGCCUAUCCAUUUCUCCUCAGCAGGGCCAACCCAAAUCUUUUUGGCAUCUGAGAUGAACCACAGAAUGGUGCCCACCCCCCACCCGACCAGGAAAGAAGGGGUUUGAGUGAAGAUCCACAUCAGGAACCAAGGUGGAAAAUCAAAUCAACCCCACCAGUCAGUCGAACUGCAAAUCAAAGGCCGUCAUGGGGCAGGGCGGGAGAAGGGUCCCACUCUCAACCAUGCCAGGUGGGUGCAGAUAGAGCAGGAGACUCCAGAGGGCAGCCCCUGCCAUUCCCUCCCGGGUCUGCUGCUCCCGUGGAACCUGCCACUCGAGGCGGUCGCCUCACUUUGCCUCAUGCUGCCCCUGCUACACAGAAGCAAGUCCUACGGAAAUCAGCGGGGCUUCCUCCCCAGUAAGCAGGGCGAAAACUGCAGCUUUACUGCCGAUAUGUUCCGAGUUCGUGUGCUGUUCGGCCUCCCGCCGCCCUCCACCUCCGACCGUUAGGAUCCAACUGUCCUCGAGCGGGGGGCGGGGGCGGCGGAUUUUCUACUUCGUCGGUGCUUUCGGCGCCUACUGCCACGUGACUUCACGCGGCGGCGGCGGCGGCGCAAAACUUCGUUCGCCACACCGUACCCUCCUGAAAGUCGUUAUUUCUCAGAGCGUGGAAGCGCGCGCGAACGGACCGUUGCAGCCGUUGAGCUCUGGGAGGCGACCGCGAGUUCUCUCUGAGGGAGCGCAGCGAGCGAGGGAGAAAGAGAUACUUUUACCUUUCCCUCUCUCUCUCCCUCCUCCCCCCUUUUACCCACCAUGCUCCGAGUCCGGACUCUCAGCUUCUGCCGUCGCCGCCGUUUGGGCUCUGCUCGCCGCCGCCGCCGCCUCGCUCCGCGUGCCUUUCUUUCGACGAAGAUGAGCGAGGCAAAGCCGGGAGGGAAGAGAAGCUGACGGCCUCCCCGCUUUUCCCGCGCGACCACCAUGAGGGAAGAGAAAGAAGCCUCCCCCUCCUGCUCCCCCCUCGCUCCUCACAGGCACAACAACAAACUUGCCAGCCCGCCUCCUCCUGCCCCGGCCGGCGCGGAGCCCAGCCUGAGGAACGGCUACGUGAAGGGCCACGCCACCCCGCUGCCGCAGAGCCCGCCGCUCGGCUCUUUCUCGCUGCUCCGGGCCGCUUGCCGGCGGGGCUCCCUCUCCGCGGCGCUGGGCGCCCUGGCUGCCGCUUCGGCGGCGCUGCUGCUCUCGUGCUGGCUCGCCUGGGGAGAGGGCGAGAGGAAGGCGGCGGCGGCGGCGGCUCCGGGGGCGCUGCUGUUGCCGCUGGCGGGACUGGGCCAGUGCCUGAGCCCGCUCUUCACCCUCGCCUGCGCUUUCUUCUUCCUCACCUGCUACCUGGCCCGGGACGAGCCCGGCGGCCCCCGGUGGCUCCUGGCGCUGCCGCUGUGCUGCCAAGCGGGGGACUUGGCGGCGCUGCUCUUCCCCUGCCGAGAGGAGGCGGCCCCCGACCCCCCGACGGGCCAACUGCAGGUGCUGGCGGGCCGGCUGCUGGCCACGCUGAGCACAGUGGCCGGGCUGACCCUCGCGCAGCGCAGCCUCGGGCACCGCAGGAGACUCCUGCUCCUGGCUUUCUCCGCCCUCGUGUGGCUGCUGUCGCUCUCCAGCCUGGGCUCUCUGGCCCCGGCCCUUAGGCCCCUGCUGUCCGGCGCCGUCGGAGUGGCGGGGUGCCUGUUGGCGCUGCUGGGCGGACGGCGCUGCGCCUUCGCCUCCUGCUGCUGUUGCUCGCCCGGGCGGGAGCCCCAGCCGCACCACCAGCCCCAGCCGCCGCCGCCGUCGCCGUCGCACGACCACCGCCAGUCUCCUUACCCCAAGUCGCCGAGCGGCGCAGCAGAGGAAAAAGUGCCCGUGAUCCGACCCCGGAGGAGAUCCAGCUGCGUGUCUUUGGGGGAGACGUCCACCAGUUACUAUGGGAGCUGCAAAAUGUUCAGGAGACCCUCGUUGCCUUGCAUUUCCAGAGAACAGGUAAGCCUUCCUCCGGCAGGGAGGUGAAGGGUAACUUUUCUCUUACAGAAAACUUUGGCCUCAGCCAGGGACGCUGGAGAAAGAAGAUCGCAGUUUGCUUGCUAGGCGCUCAGGCCACUAAUUUUGAUGCUUUAGGUUUAUCUUAAAUCCGGGGUGAAACUGAACAUUCCGAUUUGGUCUGUACUUAGAACUCCAGUCUCCUGGUAUAAACUUCCAGAGAGGGAGCUGCUGAAGAAAGAACAACAAGAGUCUUGUAUGCCCUGAUAUUAUUGGCUUUUGAGGUGCUACAUGACUAUUUGUUCUGCUUCCUGAUAUUCUACUCCUUUUGAAAACUUGCAUGCUCCAUGCUCAGUUACAUAGGAACAUAAAAAUGAAACCUUAUUAGGACUUUGUAACAGGACAGCAAAAAUGGUGAAGUGAUGUAUUUUGGGUCAGUAACUUCUACAGCAAGAAAGACUUUUCAGUUGCAAAGUUAGUAUGAAUUUCCAGACUGAAUUUCCACGCAACCAUGGAGCUUUUGGAAUUAGCCAGAUAGUGCCAUGGAGAAGGAUGGGGGAAAGUGUGAACAUGCAAACAGAAUUUUUUUGCCAAUGAAGAGGAUGUUUGUUCACAGUUUUUCGUGCAGCAUUGCUUAUCAUUUGAUCCACUGAAAUCCAGCAAACUGGGCAAGCUUCACUUGCUAAAAAAACAAAGGAGCAUUUUAACAGAAUUUGAGAGGCAACCUGUUAUGCUUUGAAAACAUAGAGGACUAAUAACGGUUUCAUGUGGUGCCAAGAAACAAGGCUGAGGAAAGAAUACUGCGAAUCCUGUAUCAACAUUAGAGAAUAGGGUUUCAGUAUGUUAAGCUAGUAGCAUUUGUUGUAUGAAAAGCUGAAAUUCAGCUCUGAAGUGAGACAAAGCAUUUACUGGCUGUACUGUCAUAGGAAACAACUGGCAUAUGUAGUGUGUAUGUGUGAUUGAAUCAAGCCAUCUUUGUCAGCAGGAAUUGUGCUUGAAGGGAUUUUUAGUGGGCACAUUUUUUUCUAUUCUUCUGUAAUUUACCUUGUGCAUAAUACAUUAUCUUGCGUCAGCAAAGUGAAUACCCCAAAUAGAAAUAGUCAGAUACUGGAAAAACUUUAAGAGUUGACAGCUAGUAUGGGAUUUCCUCCUAACUGGAAAAAUUGACUAUCACACAAAAAUUGGCCAGUAACAAAUUAAGAAAGCAUUUGAGGAGUUUCUAUUGAACUGGCUCCACCUUAUGUUGCAUCAAGAAACUUACUAUUAAUGUGUAUCCUAAGGCUGCAAUUCUAUGCACAAAUACAGUAGUGGGAGUAAGCCCUAUUGAAAUCAGUAGGACUGGUUUCUGAGUAAACAUAUACAAUAUAUGGUUGGGCAGUCUAGUUCUCAGACACCAAGCUUUUCUAUACUGAGGUUUUGUGUGAAGUGAAAAAGCAUAUGGAUAUGCUGGAACUUAGAAAUGUACUGUAUGGCUGCUUAGUUUGUUUUAUUGUAAUGUGAUUGUAUUUUUUGAUUAAAAUCUUAAAUUCUGUGUGUCUCCAGCAAGCUGUUCUUGAACACAGUCUAAGAUUUAUUGCUUAGUUUUCUAAAACUUUUUGUUCAUAUUUACUAUGAUAAAGGAAAUUUACAUUGCAUUUUUAUUUUAAAUAAAGUAGAAAUUAACUGAAAGUAUCAUCUUUGUUAUAGAGCAUAGGAUUAUUAGUAGGCCUUCAGAAAUAGUUUUGUAGUCAGAUAUUUGAAGUAGCCUACUAAUAAAUAUAGUAAAUAAUGUAAUGUAUACAGUAUAAAUAAUAGUAAAUGCCCUUUGUAUAUAGGGCUUUUUUAGCGUAAAACAUUGCAAAUAGAGGAACAUGAAUAUUUUAAUUUCCACACCUUUUUCUUUAGCUUUUUUCUUUAAACAUUAAAAAGCCAAUUCAUAUUGCUCAAAAGGAGUUAAUAGGUGUUGUAUAUCAGUUAGUAACUCUUAAUGUAGCCCAUUACCUUAGUAUUCAGAUCAUGGCCUUAUUAUGCCAAAAGUUUGUACCAAACUAAUUUUAUGUAGUUUUUUAAAGUACACUCCCUUCUUUCUGCAGGUAAUAAUGCAGGAGAUUCAAGCAAGUUUAAAAAAUCCAUUUAAUAAUACAGUAUAUUAUAUUAUAUACAUAUGAUCGAUCUUAAUGGUGCAAAUAUCUCUUCCUAGCUUUCUAGCCGAGACCAUAUAACACCGGUCCUGAGAGACCUGCAUUGGCUCCGAGUACGUUUCUGAGCAUAAUUUAAAGUGUUGAUGCUGACCUUUAAAGCCCUAAACGGCCUCGGUCCUGUAUACCACUCCCAUCAUUCAGCCCGGACACUGAGGUCCAGCCCUGAGGGCCUUCUGUUUGUUCCCUCACUGCAAGAAGUGAGGUUACAGGGAACCAGGCAUAGGGCCUUCUCAGUAGUGGUGCCUGCCCUGUGGAAUGCCCUCUCAUCAGAUGUCAAAGGAAAUAAACAACUAUCUUACUUUUAAAAGAAAUCUGAAGGCAGCCCUGUUUAGGGAAGUUUUUAAUGUUUAAUGCUGUAUUGUGUUUUUAAUAUUUGGUUGGAAGCCACCUAGAGCGGCUGGGGAAACCCAGCCAGAUGGGCAGGGUAUAAAUAAUAAAUUAUUAUUAUUCUACUUUUUAAAGCAGUACACUGUGUGUUUAAUCCUGUACGUAUCUGCACAGAAUAAAUCACAUUAAGUUCAUUGGGGCUUACUGUCAAAUAAAUGGGCAAGGAGCUGCUGUCUAAGAGUUAAUUUAUUUGAGCAUUUAAAGAAUUUGUUUCAUACGUAUAGCACUUGAAUUUUCACUUUCAGAAAACACAAAACAAAUCAAAUUCUUUCAUUGAGGGAGUGUGGUGGAAAUGCAAGAAAGUCAGUCUGUCCCUCAGUACAAUUUUAGAUCUAGAAACUUACUUUAAAAUUGCACAAUUGGUACAUUAUUAUGGUGUAAUUCUGUUGUGCCAGUUCCAAAGCACAGAUCAAACAAGAUGGAAACAAACACAUAUUAUAUACACGAAUUUGGGCACGAAUGUGCCCAUUAAAUUAUUUGUAAGUUUCUUGAACACUGGAAGCUUGCACUAAAAAGUAUUUGUUUGCCGUAUGAGACUACAGUGGAACCUUGGUUCUCAUUUGACUCCCAAAACCGUUCGAAAACCAAGGCGCAUAUUCCGAUUGGCUGCAGGAGCUUCCUGCACUCAAGCGGAAGCCAUGUCGCACGUUCGGCUUCCGAAAAACAUUUGCAAACCGGAACACUUACCGUAUUUUUCCAUGUAUAAGACGACCCUUAUUUUUUUAAAACCCAAAAUUAAGAAAUUAGGUUGUUUAGCUUUUUGGGAGGGUGGGGGAGAUCACUUCUGCCGGUCGCUCCCCGCCUGCCUGCCACUGCUGAUCGCUUGCCACAGCCACUACCAAUUGCACAUCUGUCCGCAGCCGCCAAUUGUCUGCCCGCUUGCCACCACCAACAGCAGACUCACCCACUUGUUGCAGCCGCCAAUCACCUUCCCGCCUCGCCACAGCUGCCAAUCACCUGCCCAGUUACCACAGCCACCAAUCACCGACCCAAUUGCUGCUGCCAAUAUCCUGCUUGCUGCUGCCAUUAAUCACACGUCCCCCCUCUUCAUUCACUAUCCAUGUAUAAGAUGACACCCAAUUUUUGCCUAAUUUUUUUUUUAGCAAAAAGCAUCGUCUUAUACAUGGAAAAAUACAGGACUUCCGGGUUUGCGGCAUUCAGGAGCUGAUUUGUUCAACAACUAAGCUGUUCUGGAACCAAGGUACCACUGUAGAUACAUGAUGUACUGUGGUAAGAGCAACUGUGUACAUUUCCCUGAUACAGAAAUGGUGUAAUGUUUGGAAAGGAACCUGUAUGGAAGAGGUGUGCAAGUUUCAGAUGAGGAAAUUACUUGUUUAUCUCCCCAGUGCAAGUUCCUUUUUUAAUGUCACACUAAUCGUGGCAAAACAGGAAGCACAUCUCAUUCAUGAAUUGUGCUUCUUCUCUCACAUCAAAAGAACAUGUAGCAUUUGUAAUUUGCUGUAAUUAUUCCAGUCUCCCCUUCUUGGGGAAAGUUCUUGAGUAGGUGGUCACUGACCAGAUCCAGGUGCUUCUGAAAGAGAGGAGGUUUUUUUCCUUCAAUCUGGUUGCCAACAGUUCGGCAGAGUCCUUUGACAAGCUGAGGUCGCGAACUAGAUCAUUCAACUCCUUUUGGGAAAAUGGAUGUGGAGCAUCAUCUUCAAGAACCACUUCUUCUUCUUCAUGUCCUUCAACACUGGAGGCAUCUUCGUCACUAAUGUCAGGAAGUUCUCCAAAGAUAGGCACUGGAAUUUCAUCACAAUGAGCUACAGGACGACGUGCUGAUUGAAGAUCAGGAUUAACUUAGUUUUGAUCCCCCAACUUUAUGCUUUGCCGCACCAAUUUAUGGAAGAUUUCGAGGUUUCAUGACUUCAAACUGAUCCCUUUUUGACAUAAUCACCCAGAACUAUCGUACCUGAAUACUUCUUGUCAUUAAAAUAAUCAUUUCCAAUCAAAACAAUUAUUCGACAUGGCAUUUUACCCCCACCAACUUCUUCUAAAAUGCUCCACACAAGCGUACAUGUGAACAAAAACAUAAAAAAUGACAUGUCUCCAUAGCUCAAAAACUUGACCUGAUUGAGCAAAACCAAUGUGAUUUUUGGAUUCAGCGCAUCAGAUUCUUCCUAAAUCAACUGAAAAAACGCAGACAACAAAUUUGUUGUUGACCAGUGUUAUUGUUUCCAGACGGUGAUGCUUGGGGAGUGCUCUUCAGCCCUGUGGAGCCUUCAGUAUGGGGCUCAUCAGGGCUCAUUUUUAUUUCCUGUGCUGUUUAAUAUCUACAUGAAACCUCUGAGUGGGGUUAUUCCGAGUUUUGGAGUAUGUUGUGAGCAAUACAGUGGUGCCUCGCAAGACGAAAUUAAUCCGUUCUGCGAGUUUCUUCGUCUUGCGGAUUUUUUCGUCUUGCGAAGCACGGAUGCACCCUGGUACUGUAUUAUAAUGGGAUAGCGGGCAAAGCACAAAGCGGGUCGCUCCCCAGCAGGAGGAGUUUCACAGCCUGGAGGAUCUGUUCCCUGGAAGAGGCAAAGACACCCCCUCCCACCUCCCCACGAAAACAGCCCCCCUUCCUCUGUCGCCAAGCCUUGCCGCGUCUUCGCUCGGCCAAACCGCGUCCCACAUCAAAGCCCCAGCCCACGCCUCUCCCUCUCUCUCCAUGAGGUGCCAAAGGAAGUUCGAGCCCAGGAACCGAGGGCGGACGCACGAAGCGCCCGGCGCGGACUCUCCCUUGCUCCCCCCGUUACCUUGCGCCACGCCGCCAGGCUCCCCACAGUCUCGGCAGCUGCUCCCGGCUUCUUCCCACCCCCGCAAAGGCGCCUUCGCGGCGGCCCAAGCGCAGUGGAUGCCUCCUCCUCCUCCUCCUUGGUCCCCCUCCUCCUGCCUUCGCGCAGUUAGGGCAAAAUGGAGCAGCCACGUGGGGAGGGGGAGAGAGAGGCAGAGACAGAGGCGGCGGCGGCGCAGAGACCCAGCCACAUCCGCUGGAUCCCAGCCCACCUGCCUCCUCUGUGCCCUCUCCAGAAGAGGAUCCCUCUGGAAAAGGUAGGUCGCUCCCUCGCUCGCUCCCUGCCAGCCCAGUUCCCGCUUCAAAAGGAAACAAACUCGCAAGACGUUUCGUCUUGCGAAGCAAGCCCAUAGGGAAAUUCAUCUUACGAAGCACCUCAAAAAACGAAAAACUCUUUCGUCUUGCGAGUUUUUAGUCUUCCGAGGCAUUCGUCUUGCGAGGUACCACUGUAAGCUGAUGAUACCCAGCUCUACUCUUUUAUAUCUGGAGGUGUGGCAGUGGAUGUGCUGGCCAUUGUUUUGCCUCAGUAAUGGAUUGAGUGAGAGCCAACAAACUGAAGCUCAAUCCAGAUAAGAUUGAGGCACUAUUAGUGGGUGGUUCCCUAGAGCAGAGGGUUGGGAGGAGGCCUGCUCUUGAUGGGGUUACACUUCCUCUGAAGGAGCAGGUACAUAGCUUGGAGGCACUUCUGGAUUCUUCGCUUUCUCUUGAGGUGCAAGUGGCCUCGUUGGCAAGGAGUGCCUUCCAUCAGCUUCAGCUUGGUGGGGCCUCACUGUGCUGAUGUCUUGACAGGGAUAGCCUAACUUCUGUCAUCUAUGCUCUGGUAACCUCUGGAUUAGAUUACUGCAAUGUAUUUCAGCUGGUGCAGAAUUCAGUGCCAGGUUGUUCCCUGGGGCAAGACUGUUUGAGCAUAUUGCACCAAUCCUGGCUCAACUGCACUGGUUGCCAAUUAGUUUUGGAGCCCAAUUCAAAGCGCUAGUUUUGACCUAUAAAGCCUUAAAUGGCUCAGGACCACAAUACCUGAAGGACCUCCUGAACUGACCUGGACCCUGCAGUCAUCACCUGAGGCCCUUCUUCGUGUGUCUCCUUGCAGUGCCUCCCUGUUUGUGGAAUGCUCUCCCCAGGGAGGCUCGCCUGUGAUCACUUCCAUGUGAUUUUCAGAUGAAGGGCGCUAUACAAAUUUAAUAAGUGAUAAAAUACACAAUAUCAACAUGGUACUUGCUCAUAGCAAGAACCUCUCCUGAUUUCCAUGAGAGAUGACAUAACAAUAAAUUGUUUCCCUUCUUCCAGUGUAACCAGGAGGGGAAAAGACUAGCAGGUCAUGGGAAUUUUACCAAUCAGGAGCCACUGAGGGUUAAUGCUGUCAAACUCCCCAUGGCUGCUAAGGGGCACCUAACACUUGUCAAUAUGUCAAUACAGAAAAGUGGGGAAAGGGAGAGGCGUGAAUUUGGAGAUAUCUGGGCAGCACUUUUUCUUCUGAAUUUAUAGGCAAGGAAGGGAUUGUCUGCCUUGUCAACUUCUGUACAAUGGAGAUGGGAUCCUUUUUAUGCAGACACAGUGGUUUCUUUAUAAAGGGCAGGCUCUGAAUAUCUACAUCUUAUCCACAGUCUGGUUAGACAUUGAGUUAAACCAAUGCCACAAUAUUUCUGUUAAAUAAACAUUUAUUGUAAGGAAAUCAGAAUAAUACGAUCUUUCAAGUAUAAAAGGAAAUAACCUGUUUCAAAAAAAUGUUAACACCCGCCCCCCCCCUUGCUGGUAUCUAGAAUACAGAAGGGACAAGAUACAAAAUACUUUCUUAGUUCUAGUGUUUUUUUGAGUCUUUGUUCAAGCCUUUUUCAUAACUUUCAUACACCGUCAGACUCAUGCUGCCUGGGCUGGCUAUCCCUGGCUGGGAACAGUUUCAGCUACAGAUGUAGUUCAGGUAAGCAUUAGGAAGUGAGAGUAUUCUAGAAGAGAGUGAAUUUAAUUUCCCAGGAGAUUUGUGUCCCACCCUUUAAUAGGAAAAUCAUCCAUCAUUUACCAAGGUGUCCACACCCCUUUAGAAAUAUAGCUGAUCAAUAUUGCAGAGGCAGGGCAUGUGAAAGCUAAUCAGGGCUAGAAAAGAUAUGAAAGGCAGUUCACGCACCUAAGCUUGGGGAAACUUCCGCUUAGCAAUGAAGUGCAUUUCAGUUAAAGAUUCUAGAGCAGGGCGGUCCAACUUUUCAUACCAAGUAGGCUGCAAGUGUAUUUCAGCAUUGGCCUGCACACUGCCUUGUCGUGCACUGUGCGGGGGGGGGGGCAGGGGGGAGGGAGGCCAAAAUUGGAAUUCCCCCAAGCCCUCCUGCGAUUCCCAAGCUGCACUGGUCUUUGUCAUGACAGGCUCUGACAGGGUCCUAGAGCCCUCCCACCUACUUUCCAAAGCUGGGAAAGCACUAAUUAGGCUUUAGGAAGGAGUUGGGAGGACUCCAGGACCCUGUCAGAGCCCUCACACCUCCUCAAAGCCCAGUGCCUAACUUUGGGAAGGCAGGCAAGGGCUGGAGGAGGCAUCAAAUGUUGCCAAGGGAUGCCCAAAAAGGCCUCAAGGGCCACAGAAGAGUUUAUAUUUACUGUAUUUUUCGCUCUAUAGGAUGCACUUUUCCCCCUCCAAAAAUGAAGGGGAAAUGUGUGUGCGUCCUAUGGCGCGAAUGCAGGCUCCUUGGCUUCAGCGAUAUCGACGCGAAGCCUCCAAAGUGCAGAGGGAGCGUUCCCUCCACGCUCCGGAGGCUAUGCGUUGCUUUCAAUGAAGCCUGGAGAGCGAGAGGGGUCGUGAGCACCGACCCCUCUCGCUCUCCAGGCUUCAGGGAUAGCCGCCUGAAGCCUUUGGAGUGCAGCGGGAACUCGCGCUGCGCUCCAAAGGCUUCGCAACCUUGCCGCCGCUCCCGGACCUGUUCUGGGGUCGGGGGAUUUUUUCCCCCUUGAUCCCCCCCCCUAAAAACUAGGUGCGCCUUAUGGUCCGGUGUGCCUCAUGGAGCGAAAAAUAUAGUAACUCCUCUCUGAAGACUGAUUAGCUUCCUUUAGUCAAUGAUUAGCUUCCUUUAGUCAGACAGGGACAAUAUACAUCUGGUUGGUGGUAGCUUCACAAACUCUUUUUUGACUGGAGCCUGCAUAUGUAAGUAUGUAUUUAUAAACAUAUACAGUGGUGCCUCGGUUUAAGAACAGUCCUGUUUACGGACGAUUCGGUUUACGAACUCCGCAAAACCAGAAGUAGUGUCCCAGUUUGCAAACUUUACCUUAGUCUAAGAAUGGAAUCGGAAUGGUGGAAGGGCACUGGUGGCGGGAGGCUUCAUUAGGGAAAGCGCGCCUCAGUUUAAGAAUGGAUUUGAUCUAAGAACUGACUUCAGGAACGGAUUAAGUUCAUAAACUGAGGUACUACUGUAUAAAUAUAUAUAUGUAUGUGUUUAUAAACAUAUAUAAAUAUAUAUAUAUGUGCUCAUGGUCACCCAGUGAGCUUCAUGGCGAGUGCAGAUUUGAACCCUGGUCUCCCAGGUCCUGGACCGAUGCUAGUUACCACGAUGUACAACAAUUUGUUUAAGUAUCUUGAACUUGAAAUGCCAGCCUUUUGCUGUCUAAAUAGAAGACACAGUUCUUGUUCGUAGCCUGUAUUUAUUGCUUGCUAAGAACUUGAAGUGCAAUCCUAACCCUUUAUUUUGCCAUUGGAGGGAACGAGGAUAAGGUAGAGGUAACUCUCCGUCAGAACUCCACCAGUGGGGAUGGCUCUGCAGAUCCCUCAGAACCUUCCCAUUGCCACUGUUCUCUUCCAAAAACGCCCUGACAGGAUAUUACAGCACAGGGCAUGUGGCUUUGGUGCUGGUGGGUUCAAACCCUUGCCGUUCCCCUGUAGCUGAUACAAGUGGAGUGAGACAGUAGGGGGGGGAAUAAAAGAAAAUACCUCCAUCUUCUGCCAUGGCUGGUGCAAUCAGCAGGAUGUGAGACAAUGUGGCUGCUCUUCUGCUUCCCUCUGCCCUCCUGCUCUGUAGCUGGGGCUUAUGUUUGCUCUGCCCCCCACCCCUCAAAUUCCAGAAGAUGAGUGGUGUUGCUCUGUUGUCAAUAAAAAGGAAUUGUGGCAUUGUACAAGCUAACUGGAUCAUCGUGAAAUUAAUUGAACCUUUCUAAAAGGAGUACUAGAUGGAACACUGCAACAGUAUUUUACAUUUUAAAUAGUGUGUGGAUUAUGGCUUGCGUAAAGCAGCAUGUGCUAUCCAAUUUUCACAGUUUUCCUUUGAAAUAAUCCCAUACUUUUAAUCCCAUACUAAACUUUUCUCACUCCAUGCUGAAACAAAUUAGUUUCCCACAAGCCAGAAUUGUAGUACAAAAAUACAGCAGUGGAGGAAGCCGCUCAGGCGCCUGGGGCGGCGUACCCAGGGGCGGGACAAGCUGCCCAUAGGGGCAGGGCACACCGCGGGGCCUCCAGAGUUUGCCUGCCUCCUCCAACUCAGCCGCCCUGCAGCUGGGGGGGAGGCAGUGGGUGGACUGUUUGGGCAGUGCGGAGCCUGUGUGUGCCCAAGCCACCGCUUCUCUCCCAGGAGAGAUGCGUGGCUCUGGCAUGCUGCAGGCCCUGUGGUGAGUGCCGCCCGGCAUUUUGUCAUCCCCCUCAGCAGUGACACCCGGGGUGGACUGCACCCACCACACACCCCUUCCUCUGCCCCUGCAGAAAUGUUCUCAAUUAAUGUUUAUGUCUUUUACAGUCAGCAAGGUGAAAACAGAAUGCUGCCUUCUCCAAUGGCAGCAUGCUAAUGCUCUUUAGAAGUAGCCCCAUAUGGCACUAACCCAAAGAUUGAAAAUUAUUUAUUUAUUUAUGGCAUUUUUAUCCCACUCUUUUUUUAAAAAAAUGUUACUAGAGUGGCUGAAAAAUGUCAGUGAUAUGACAGUCUCUGUCCUCAGAUUUAUAAUCUAAAAGACAUAACACAAAAGGAAAAGAGUUUGUCAGGGAGGAAGAAAAAAGCAAAUUGAAACACUAAUUCUGAGUUACAGAAUUCUUUUGAUGAGCAGCUGGAAUGGAAAUAUUCAAGGACAGAAGCCAAAUGUUGUUGGUCUUUUAGUAGAGCAGAUGGAGAGGCCUUGCAGUCUUAGCUCUCUCUUCUGUAGCCUGAUGGAAUGGCUACUGUAGAUGACAGUUGAGGGAAGAGCCUGAUGGAGCUUGUCUUACAAGCCUCCCAUAAGCAUUUGGUUGGUCACUGUGAGAACAGUAUGGUGGACUAGAUAGGGAUUUGGUCUGAACCAACAGGACUCUUCUGUUUGAAUUCUUUGCCCAUUCCAUAGAAUAGCUAAUAGUUUGGGUUUUUCUCACUCCCAUUAGGGCUCAUUUGAGCUAGAGAAAAAGUGGGUACGGUGCAUCCUGGGAUAUCCCUACUUCAAUAUUGAAUCUUGGAUUGCAUCCUUACUGUAGCAGCCAUUGCUAUAAAGGCCCAUAUGCACUACUGCUGUCUGAAAGAAUGGUGGUCUGAAAAUUGCCUAUGUCAUUUUGGUUUGUAGAGCUAUCCUGUAUAAAAAGCUAUUCUUUUUCAACCCAAGGUCCACAUUCCGUCAUAGGGAGCCUUCCACAGCCCACAUGCAAGCGAUAUGUAGGGGACAAGAGGCAAAAAUAGGUGAAUAAAUGAAUGUAACUCUUUCCUCCAUACCGUAGACUGUAUUGUAGCAUUGCAACCAUUAUAGGUUUCUACACUGUCCCACCCAUACAGUUACUUAAUCCUCUAUCCAGGCAAGCAAAAGACAUUAUUACAGUCAAGGACACCUUUCAGACAAGCAGAAGCACUCAGGGAAAGCACGGAGCAGGAGUAGGGUGGCCUGGGGCAAAAAAAGGCUAAUGCUAAAAAAAAUUAUUUGGUUGGGCAGAAGUGGAACAUUCUCAGUUUAAGAGUGGCUAAUGCAAAAAAGGCCAAUUCUAGGCUAUUCUAGGCUGCAACUUAUUAUUUGUACCCAGCCACUCUGGGCGGCUUCCACAGAAACCAAAAAUACAUUAAAAUCACACAUUAAAAACUUCCCUUAAGAUGUCUUCUGAAUGUCAGAUACUUGUUUAUCGCUUUGACAUCUGAUGGGAGGGUGUUCCACAGGGCGGGUGCCACUACCGAGAAGGCCCUCUGCCUGGUUGAUCAAGGGUCUGGAAACCAAGUAUUAUGAGGAGCAGUUGAAGGAGCUGGGUAUGUUUAGCCUGGAAAAGAGGAGACUGAGAGGAGAUAUGAUAGCCAUUUGCAAAUUUCUCAAGGGCUGCCACAUGGAAGAGAGAAUAUAUUCUCCAAGUGUACCAGGACAUGUACAUAUGUGAAAAGCAGGUAGCAGGUUUAUGCUUACUCUGAUCAGUAAAUUUUACAAUCCUGUGAAACUGGAUAGUGCUACAACUGAAAUUGCUACUCUUCAGUGUCAUAUUGUGUAUUUUUCAAGCCCCUGCUGCCUUACAACUCAGUUAGCACUCAUAGAUGUUUAACAAGUCUUACCUCUUGUAGAUAGUGAGGUAUGUAUGUAUGUAUGGGCUUUAUUUUUUAAAAAAAACUUGCUUGCUCUCCAGUACCUGUUAGUCAGCUUUGAUUUGCAAAACAGAAAGAACACACUUUUGUGAAUGCUUGACUUUCUGGUUACCUGGAGUCAUUUCUUGCAGGCAAACUGUUUAUAAAUGACUUCAAAUGGCAUCAGCUGGGUAUCACAUAUAUAUUUGAUUUUUAUGCUUAUUUUCACUAAAAUGUGACUCAUUUUGUUAUUUAUUAAACUUAGAUGUGCAUGCAAGAGGUACUAGGUAAAGACUGAAAAGAGGAGGUUAAGGGUAUGAGCCAUUACAAUGUGAGGGAAAGACCCCUCUUCUAGCAAUAGCAAUUAUUUCCUUUAGAGGAAGUUUUAUUUAUAAUUUAGAGCAAAUUUGUAGUUAUUGGUUUGUGUUAACUUUAAAAUUAUUUAAUUUUCUUUGUCUCCCAGUAGAUAUUUCUUUUCCAUAUUUUCACACUUGUUCUUGUGGUUAGAGAUGUCUUUUCAAAUAUAUGCAUAGUUUUGUUUAGUUAUGUUUUGAAGAAAGGUUUUAAUUUGAUGUAAUGAAAAAAUAAAUAGGAACAUCAAAAUACUGGUAUGAAAGAAUGUAUGAGAACUUUUAAAAUGAUAGUCAGGGGUUAAAUUCUGCAUUUCAGUGUCUUUUGAGUAAAACAGGAUGUAGUGACUUUACUGUCAGACUGCUGGUGUGAGUGCAAACAGAUGAGGAAAUGCUAGGGCUGGCACUCCAGUAUGGGCUGUUGUCUAGGAAACUGUUUGCGUCAUUCCUCCCAGCAAUUAGCUUACAGUGCUUUUAUUUUUGAUAGUGUAGUAAGCUGAACUUGACUGUAACAAAGAAAAGGCUGGUGGUACUGUUGCAGUUCUGAAGAUAUAGCUUUUGUGGGAAAUGGUAAUAAAAUAAAUAUUAAAAACAUAAUAGAAUUUUAUAUCCAUUGAUAAUGAAAACUAAGUUAUUAUUUUAUUAACAAAAAGGUUUUUUCUGAUCCGUUUUUAGAUAAAUUAUUAAGACUUUUUGUUGAAACCAUAAAAAAAUUAAAAAGCAGUUUAAAAUACUAUAUUGAAAAUACAUAUUGCUACUAGUUCUAAUUUGCAUAUAGUUUGAUACAUUUUUCAUGUUGAAAUAAAUUAUACAUUGCUGUGGUAUGAAAAUGGGAAAGUCCAUAUUUGCAUUUUUAAAAUGCAAAUUCAUAGUCUGAUGGUGCAAUUACAUAUAUCUUUAUGCAAAAUUAAUGUCCCACUGUGUAGCGAGGUGCUUAUUGCCUAGUAAAUGUGUCUAGGAUUGCAGUCUUGACAUAAAUAUCUACUUAUUUGAACUUAUAAGGUUGUAUGUAGCAUAAGUUUGAAUUUGUCUGAACCACCAGCUGUACUGUAGCAUGUGGGCAAAUGUUACAACUGAAAAACUAAUCGGUUUUGCGUAGGUACAGAAGUAGUAAGUAUAGAAACAGGGCUUCUUUUUCUACCAGCACAUCCUAUGUUCAGAAUGAUGGAAGAAACUAAAGAUGGCCUAUCUAGGAAGCACUCUGCUUACAUUAAUAAUGGAACUGAUGGAUCCAGAUUCAAGGUCCCUGCUAUAAAAUAGAAUUUUGCCAUAAGAUGAGUCUGCUAGAUCAGGCCAGUAGCCUAUCUAGUCUAGCAUCCUGUUCUCACAGUGACCAACCAGAAACCUGUAAGGAAACGCAAGCUGGACCUGUGCACAUUACUGUGCUGACUGUGGAGACAGAGCAUAGCUAUCAUGGCUAGUUGCCAUUGAUACCCUUUUCCUCCAGUCCUCUUUUAAAGCCAUCCCAGUUGGUGACAUCAGUACCUCCUGUGGAAGCAAGUUUCAUACUUUAACUGUGUGAUGUGUGAAGAAGUAGCCAUAAGCCUCCACUAUCUGUGGUGCACUUGUGCUACUUUGAUGUAUGUUUCCCAAGCUACUUAGGUUUCUUACCUUGCUGAAUCAGUGUUGGGAUAGGAGAGUUUCAACAGCUGAUUCUCUCUGGUGUGUUCUACUGAAGCUGGCUUGGCUAAUGGCUACUGGGCUGAUGUAGUAGUUACUUCACUCUACAGAACCAGUCUUUCUUGGAGGAAAAGUGUGGAAGUUGUUCAGACCCAUCACUAUAACAAGUAUUGCUGGUUUUUCAAUAAAUGGUAAAUGAGGAGCUAAAAAAAAGGCUGGUUUUUGUUUUUUGAUUUUUAAAAAAAGACUUAGAAAAUGGAGACGUAGUUCUUUGUAUUAUUAAGAUUAGAAAAGUUGCUGUGAAACAUUUAAACACAGUUUAACUACUUCGGAAAAAGCUUUUAAAGUAUUCAUGUUUUUGUAUUUUUUUAAUAAAACUGACUCUUCUUUCAUUUGUACAAAUAGAAAUUUUGCACUGAAAGUUUCUAAGAAACUGCUGGUGUCAGCUGGAGGUGUACCAGAAAGCUUGGGUGAUUAUCUGUGGAGACUGACUAGAUCUGCUCCUGCAACUUGUCAUGCUGAGUAGUGACACUUUCUACUUUUUUGGGGGGGGGGGAUAAUAUUUGAGUAUGUUUCUCUCUCAGUCUCUCAUUGUUAAAUGAAAUAGAAUUUUGGAAACAAACAUUUUUUGCUAGUUCAACUUUAUUUAUUGAUUUAAAUUAAGCAUUAUUAAAUCUCAAGAGCGCACAGUAAAUACACUAAAUAACUAAGUGCAUGCACAUUGUAAAUACCUAUAAUAUACAAAAGCUUGUAUAGUCAAAACCCAUAGGGUUCAAUGACAAGUAGGAUUGCCAAAGUCAUUUUCCCCAAAACCCUGCCCCCUUUCCAUCCCUGAUUGAUUGAUUGAUUGAUUGAUUGAUUGAUUGCCGUAUGUGUAAAGCUGAAUGCACACAAGUUAAAUGUGCACGGUUGCGGGCUUACUGUACUAUAAACUGACAAAGAGGAAUUUGAGAUACACUUUGAGUAGGCAAUCAGAGACUUCCAGAUCUCAUCCUCCCCCUUCAAAGACAUUGACCAAAAAAUGUGUCUUGAUCCGCUGUGGAAAAGCAUUGAAAGAUGUGCCAGAUGCUCCUCGAAAGGGAGAACCUUCCACAACUUGGGGCCACUGCAGAGAAAGCCUUCUCCCGCAUUACUGCUCUUUGAUCUUUACAUGGUGCUGCUGCUUUUUUGUGAUGAAACCAUGUUCUGUCUUUAUAAUGAUACUGAAAAGGCCACUUCCUUUACUACAGAAACACUUCUGCAGUUGUAUGGAAUUUUUAAACAUGCUUGUCACAUUAAAAAAAAAAAGAAUCUUAGACAAAUACCAAAACUGUUAUGAGUGAAACCAGGAAAGAAAUAUCAUACAUUAUAACUUGACAUCUGAAAAAACUUGCUGUCUUUCAAACAUUGUCUUUCCUUGCUUUCAGUUGCGUUUUCAGUAGGCUUAGUGAGCUAAUUCCAAUAGGUUUUAAUCAUUAUGAAGCCACAUCAUUCAGUAAAUGGCUAGCUACUACAGAUCUGGUUUCAGUUCAUCUCUUGUUCCAGAUAGCCUUUUGAAAUGCGAAACUUCAUUCUUUACAUGGUCCUGUGAUUUGUCUAGAGCUGAUUAAUGUCACCUGAUCAAGCAAAUGAGUCCGGUAAAUGCUUAGACUCUGUUUUUUUUAGUAGAGCUGUUAGGGUUAUGUAAAGAAAUUCAGAAAUCUAAUUAAUCUGGAAAGAGACAAAAGUAUUACAAGUUUCACAUUUGGCUAUUGUAUGACAUUAGGAAAGAAUGUAGUCCUUUUAAAAAAACUUAUCCAUUAAAAAUCUUUGUAACAUGAGCAUUUCAGACAAAGCUUCUGUCUCGAUAGAUUUCUUCAUCAUGGAGUCAUGGGACUGUAUCCUAAGGAUUCUAAUUGUGAGCCAACCAGUAUUUGACCAUCAUCGGCUAUCUGUUGUUAAAACAUGGUCUUCAUUUAUUAAAUUGUAGCUCAUCUCUGAUGUCAUUGUAAAAAAUUUCUUCAGUAGCUUUACUUUUUUUCAACACAUGACAUUUCAUGUUUGUUUGUUUUAAAAAAUAUACCAGCAGUUAUAAUAUUUUAAAUGAAAUACACACUUCCUUACAUUGCAAUUCUGCACAUAUAUACUCAGAAAUUAGCACCUUUAAAUUCAGUGGGACUUACUUCCGGGUAUAGAAUUGCAACCUGAGAGAUUCAUAGAAUAGCAGCCUUAAAUUUACUACUGUUUGUCAUUCUAUAUUUUUCUGUGUUUCCCAGCUCUCUUUUCCUUUUUUCUGCCACCCUCCUACUUUCUCAUGCUCUCCUAUUUCUGUACCAUUCCAUAAAUUCCCUUCUCAUCACCACCAAUAUUGUUAUUCCACAUUUUUAUUGGAACCAGUUAUGAAAUUUACAGAAGGGUCUGGUUGAAAUUAAAUCUUUUUCCACCCAGAUUUUUUUUUACAUUAUUGCAAAGCAACUUCUCAGGAGGUUGGGAAAGGAAGAAUUUAUUUGUGCUUUAUAAUGUGUGUGAAUCAAUCUGUCUGCUGACAGUUAUGUUUUCAUCUGUGGGUAUUUGUAAUUUUACAUUCAGUACCUUUUCCUUCAAUGUAUUGGUCAGAGAAUCAUAGAAUUGUCCACUUUAAAUAUGAAAAUAGUUUUCACUCUUGGUGAGAUAGUGACAGAAAAUUACUGUGGUUUUAAGAUUGUUAUUGAGAGGGCAAGCAAUGGGAGAAAUGCCUUCAGCACACAGCUGUGGAGACUGCUUUAAAUUUUCAAUUCCAGGGGAAAUUAACAUGUUUGAUUUUUUUCUGUAUUGGUGGACUACUAGUCAGUGCCACUUGGAGUAAGUGAUGCAGGCUUUGACACAUGGAGUAAGUGAUGCAGGCUCCCAAGUGUUGUGGUUUUAACAUUCAGAGCCCUAUCAUCCAUAGAUAAUUUAUUGGUAGCCAUUAGCUGCAGUAGCUAAAUGGAACCUCCAGGUUCAGAAAAAUACUGCCUCUAAAUAUCAAUUGCUGGGUGUAGAGGGAAGGGCUACUGUUUUGUGUCUUGCUUGUAGGCUUUCUGGCCCUGUUAGAAACAAGAUGCUGAACUUGAUAGACCUGUGGUCUGAUUCAGCAGGGUUCUUGUGAUGUCCCAUAAAGCAAAGUGUUUAGAUGAACAGCUGGAGGAGACUUUUGAGAGUCCCAUGGACUGCAAGAUGAUCAAACCUAUCCAUUCUUAAGGAAAUCAGCCCUGAAUGCUCACUGGAAGAACAGAUCCUGAAGCUGAGGCUCCAAUACUUUGGCCACCUCAUGAGAAGAGAAGACUCCCUGGAGAAAAGACCCUGAUGUUGGGAAAGAUUGAGGGCACAAGGAGAAAGGGACAACAGAGGAUGGUUGGACAGUAUUCUCGAAGCUACCAGCAUGAGUUUGACCAAGCUGCGGGAGGCAGUGGAAGACAGGAGUGCCUGGCGUGCUCUGGUCCAUAGGGUCACGAAGAGUCGGACACGACUAAACGACUAAACAACAACAAAAAAUGUCUAGAAAAUAUAUACGUUUAAGUUAAUAGGUAUACAAGGUAUUGAAUCUAUGUAUGACUUUGUCAAAUGCAUAAUGCGUAAACAUUGUCAAAUCCAGGGCAUUUUUUCUGGUAGAUCUCUCCCGAAUGCAGUACAGGCAUCUCUGCCAAGCCACCUCUUCUUCCCUAUUCUGAGGCUUACCUUAAAAAAAAGUGGGGGAAGGAAGGAACAGCAUCCUGUACACUUAGGAUACCAUUGUUAACCAGCAAGGUGGACCUUGUGGUGGGUGCCCCAGGGAGGAGCUUUUCUAAAUUGGGGGUGAAGUUCCUAAAGUAGUGUGUGCGAUUGAUUGAUUGAUUGAUUGAUUGAGAAAGGUAUGCAUGUGUGAUUUGUGUAAGAGAAGGAGAGGUGUGUUUGUGGUAUGUGUGUAAUGGAGGGAGGGUGAUAUCUAUAUGUUGUGUCUGUGAAUGUUAGAGAAAAGGAAGUAUGUAUGCUUUCUAAGUUUCUAAUUUUAUUUAAUUAUUUAAUCAAUUUUCUUGAGACUCCCCUUCAGCUGUUAUUUUUAUAAGUGUUAUUUCUAGAAGAACAGUCUUUUUAUCUGUCUCCAGUUCAUUUUUGUAUACAGAGUCUCUUCAGAUAGUGUCAUAAUAUCCAGAUCCUGUCUGGAGCCCCAGACCUAAAAUGUUUGCAUAAUUUGGGUAUUGUUGGGAGAUUUAUUAAUGCUUCUUUGGAUAUACCAUUGUAUAUGAGCCAGACUGGCUUCUUUCCCAGACUGCACCAUUGGCAUCUCUUUGGCUUAGACGACCUGCUUCUGUUAAAAAUUUAAAAAAUCUGUAAACAUAAACAUUGCUACUGUUUCAGCAAUGCUUUUUAAAAAGAAUUUUGAAUCUGCAUUUCAUUAAUGGUAGUGACAGAAUCACUUAACAUACACUUAGUUACAUUUAGAACCCUUUCAGGAGCUAUAAUCAGUCUGUAUGCUUUCCUGCUUCUGAGCACUAGGAGGCAGCCGUUUCUGUUAGAAAUUCCAAAAUCCUUACUGAAGCAGUAUCUUCUUUAUUAGGCCAACCAAAAUGUUACAAAAUGGAAUGUAAGCUUUUGAGUUCCCAGAACUCUUUAUCAAGCUAGACGGUAAAAUGUGCAGAGGGAAGGAAGCCAUCCAUCCUUGCCUACAACUGGUAGAUGGAAUGUGGGAGGAGUUAGCAGAUGUUCAAGUGACCCUCUUUCACCUGUUUAGCAAGUUUCUGAUUGCAAACAAGCCUCCAGAGAAGGAGAAAAACACAAAGGCUGAGCCUUCAUUUCUGUAAAUAUAAAGGUUUUCCUUACAGUCCCCCCCCCCAAUUUCCCUGUCUACACAAUGCAUGAAGGUAUUUACUGUUUCUAAAAUCCAUCAUAGACACAUUUGAGCUUAUUUCCUCUAUCUCAGGGUAACUUUAUCUGAAAACAAUGCUACUUUUUUGCUAUUGAUUCCCAUCCUUUUGUUUCUAGAACAAAUGGAAGUAGUGUUCCAGUUCAUAAAAUACCAGUUCACCAGCCAGUCUUACUUACUUACAAUAGGUCAGACAAUUAAAAUAAUUUUAGCCAGUUUCUGGAAUUGCCCAACAUAUAGUUUGUCUUUGCAGAAAUGGCGGGACAACUGUCAGACCCAACACUGUACCUUUUUCCUUUGCAACUAUGCAUGGCAUAAAAGCUAGAGAAGGAAAUAUUUCAUAGUAGCUUAAAAGCUUUGUGUCUUUAAAAGGUAGAAAUUCUUCAUAAAAUAUGGGUAACAAUAAAACAAUCUUCUUGUUGCCUCUCUUCUUCUUCUCAAAAGAAUAUUGAAAAAGAUUUCUGAUUUCAAGUUGCUAUGGUGUUAGUAUCUUUGUUUAGUUAAUUUUGUGCUAAGUUGCUAUGGAAAUAUUUAUUUACUGAGUUAGUGCCUAACCAGUGUCAAACAGAUGCUGCUAGCAAGUACAAAUCAUGUUUUAAUCAAUAAAAUACCCAAAAUAUUCCUAGUCUUGAAGAUGGAAAAAAUAAUGUAGCAAAAUACUUUUAUUUGUGUUUUUCAUAGCACAUACAUUUUACAUUAAAAUGCUAGCUUAUUUGAUCUGCUAAUAACAAUCAGGUUAUUAUUAGGGUUCCACAUUGUUAAUGUUACAAACUCAUUCUUAUCUUGCAGGUGUUGCCUUAUUUGUGAAAAAAUGUAUAUGAUCCAUCUGUUAUUUUACUAGAUACAUUCACCAUAACUUCAUGUCUCUGGUUUUAGUACCUAUUUUCAAACAUACUUACUGUAUUUUUCGCCCUAUAGGACGCACUUUUUCCCCUCCAAAAAUGAAGGGGAAAUGUGUGUGCGUCCUAUGGGGCGAAUGCAGGCUUUCGCUGAAGCCUAGAGAGCGAGAGGGGUUGGUGCAACUCCUGCGGGCUCCGAAGCCUUGCGGAUAGCUGCCUGCAGCCCGAAGCCUGGGGAGCGUGGCACUGUGCGUGGCUUAGGGCAGCUAUCCACAAGCCUGUGGCGCCCGGAGGGAGUUGCCUUAAGCCCGGGGUGCACAGCGGGCUACAGCGCCGUGCUCCCCAGGCUUCGGAUAGCAGCAAGCUCCGGGAGUGAUGGCGAGGUUGAGCACAACCUCACCAUCGCUCCCGGACCCCCAGCCCGGAGGCUAAAAAUGAAGCCAAGACAGCUAGCGGGAUCCAUCCUGCUCGCUGUCAUGGCUUCUUUGCUCUUUGGGGCUUGGGGGGGGGAUAUUUUUUUUUUCUUUAUUCCCCCCCCCCAAAAGUGUGCCCUAUGGGCCGGUGCGCCCUAUAGGGCGAAAAAUACGGUAAGUCAGCUAUACCACAUUUUAGAUGACAUUUUUACUCUAAUUUAGAAUGUGAUUUAUCUUAGUGGAGCAAAUGCUGAUCAAAUCUUCAGUUGAGUAUUUCAGAUCUGAACCAUUUCCAAAUAUUUAGUUGUAUGUAGACAGCAGCCUUGAGGAAUUAUAGUUAUUGGGUAACACAUCUAAACUACAUGUCACCUUUGAGUAGGGAUGAACUGAGCAGCCUAAUUCUGUCGCACUUCAUUCUUGUAAAUACUCAAGGGUUCCUUAAUUGUAUUGUAUGCAUUUUGAUUGUACUGUUAACAUAAAAUAUGCUUUCAGUGCAUUAAUCCAAAAAUAGGCAUUUUAUGUGUAUAUUUUAUGUAAAAUAAAAAUUUAUGUGUGCACCAAAACUGUGUUAAAAUCUAGAAAAGUGUUUCAUCCAACUGGGAGUUGCAUUCCAAUCUUCAAGGAAGUUUGGGAGCAUCUGAUUGGGUUGUACUUUUUGUGAAAAGUGGAAAAAGCAAAUUCUUCCCCCAUCCCUCAUUUUGAGUAACUAUACAUAGAACAGUUUUAAAGUUUUUGCCUCUCUUCCCUGUCACAUGCCUCCUCAUACAUAACUACUCGUAUAUACUAAAUCUUUUUUUAAAAGACCCUCUGUAACAUUCAGAAUACAUAUCCUACACCAGUGAAAUUCAGAAGAGAAUACAAAUUAAAUUAGGAACAAAUGACUACUAAUUGGUGUGCUAAGAGGUCAGGGAGAACAAAAUAGGGAAAUAGUUGGUGGUACACGUGUGGCGCUGUGGUCUAAACCACUGAGGCUUGCCAAUCAAAGGGUCGGCAGUUCAAAUCCCCGCGACCGGGUGAGCUCCCGUUACUCGGUUCCAGCUCCUGCCAACCUAGCAGUUCGAAAGCACACCAAAAAGUGCAAGUAGAUUAAUAGGUACCGCUCCAGCGGGAAGGUAAACAGCGUUUUUGUGCACUGCUCUGGUGUUGGUGUUCUGUUGCACCAGAAGCAGCUUAGCCAUGCUAGCCACAUGACUCAGGAAAACUGUCUGCGGAGCAGUGCCACAACCCCAGAGUCGUUCACGGCUGGACUUAACCGUCAGGGGUCUCUUUACCUUUACCUUGACUGCUAGAGAGAGGCAUUCCAGGACCCAAGAGUGAGAAAUUCAUCUACCUCUUGGGCAGAGCUCCAGAGAUACCAUCACACCUGAGAGCUCUGCUCUCUGCCCAGCUCAGCCUCCUUUGCAGUAGCACUUAAGAAGUAGGCAUUUAGACUUAUUUUUUAGUUUAAAGAAGUUUAUAAUGUAAUUGUCAUUGUCCCUUUUAUCUCCCAGACCAUUUUAUUUUCUUAAAUUGUGACCCUGUUGAGUUCUGUCAGUGCAAGCCCUGUGCAAGUGUUUGCAUUUGUGCAAACAGGGUGUGCCUUCCAGUGUCCCCUCCCCCCAAAAAAUUGUCUGUGGGAGAGUCCCCAUUAUUUGUGGUUGCUGCUAGCCUUCCCCUUUCCCCAAGUAAUCUAGCACACAUGGAAGACCUCAUCUCUGACAUUUCACUGAUCUAGAGUGCUACAACUUCACACUUGUACCAAGUGCCUUUGAUAAUGAAGUUCACUGAUGUCAGAGAGAUGCCUCCAGCAAUGGAAGGCAAAAUCACUGGUCUACAUUAAGUUAAACUGGCUCUCCAUAACACACUUUCUUUCCACCCUUUCUCCUUAGGGAAAAAGGUUCCAAAGUCAGCUUGAUGGCUUAAAGCCUGUAUUUCAUUAAUCUAUGCAUGUUUGCAUUUUACUCCGCCUAUUAGUAUUUCAGCUCACUCAGUUAGGUCAUCAGCAGCCUCAGCAUCUUUUCUUUAAAUGUUCUUCUGCAAGACUUUUGCAGGGCUGCCACAUGAAGUGGAUUGGAUCUGAAUGCCUCUGGUGUGGAUUCCAACAAACAAUAAUGGUGACAAGGGACCUUGCUUUUAUUUAUUUAUUUAUUUUAUUUAUUAGAAUUAUAUACCACCCUUCAUCAAAAUAUCUCAGGGCUUUGUUCCCGUGUAAUCUUCAUUGGCAUGGAGUCCAUAUUAUUAGUUUGUAUGAAGGAGGUAGAAGGGGCAAAAAUUUUGCUGAAUGGCAUGCAACAUCGCUGGACCUAUUUGUAUCUUGCUCAGUAUCUAUAACCAAAAAAAAUAAAAUGCUUUCCAUACAGUCAAAGGCAGUCUCUUGGACUUGCCGAUCAGAAGGUCGGUGGUUCGAAUCCGCACAAUGGGGUGAGCUCCUGUUGCUCUGUCCCAGCUCCUGAGAGCCAGUGUGGUGUAGUGGUUAAGAGCGGUAGACUCGUAAUCUGGGGAACCGGGUUCGCGUCUCCACUCCUCCACAUGCAGCUGCUGGGUGACCUUGGGCCAGUCACACUUCUUUGAAGUCUCUCAGCCCCACUCACCUCACAGAGUGUUGUGGGGGAGGAAGGGAAAGGAGAAUGUUAGCCGCUUUGAGACUCCUUUGGGUAGUGAUAAAGCGGGAUAUCAAAUCCAAACUCUUCUUCUUCUCUCCUGCCUACCUAGCAGUUCGAAAGCACACCAGUGCAAGUAAAUGAAUAGGUACCGCUGUGGCGGGAAGGUAAACAGUGUUUCCAUGUGCUCUGGUUUCCAUCACAGUGUUCCAUUGCGCCAGAAGUGGUUUAGUCAUGCUGGCCACAUGACCCGGAAAGCUGUCUGUGGACAAACGCCGGCUCCCUCAGCCUGAAGCAAGAUGAGCACCGCAACCCCAUGGUCGCCUUUGACUGGACUUAACCGUCUGGGGGGGUCCUUUACUAAUCUUACAGUAGUGAAUGAUACUCAGUACUGUGCAUUGAAUCUGCAAUUUGCCUCUGCUGCUCUGCAUUAAAAAAUGCUUCUCUUAAGAUUUUAGAUUUGAGUGCCACCUUGUGGAAUGUUGUAAAAUGUUAAAAGAAUAUUACUGAACACAUCCUUGAGCCUUACUAAUUGAAACUCAUGCAACAUAAGAGGACUAGACAGUGCUCUGCGCACCUCUCAAGAUUCAUCUGCUGUAACAGUGGAGUCAGGGUCCCAGGGGAUGCAAGCAAUUUGAUCCUCAAAAAGCUUUGCAAACAACUCACAGGGAGCUACCAUCUGUUCUGUCAUCUCCUUCAGGCCAGACUAUAAAAGGUUCCUCAAUACCUGGAAAGGCUCUGUUGGACAACUCAAAUGAGAAUGCAUUGGAGGCAGCAAAGUAUGCCUUAUUUGCUGCCUUCACUGCCACUAGGUAGGCAUGAUGAUGAGCCCUCACCAGUGUUCAGUUACAUUCAACUAGAGUUUUCCUUCAUUUGGAUUUGAGUCGUCUCUUAACUUGUCUAGGCUAAAUCACAGUGGAAUGACUUGUAUCUUAAAGUGAGAUAUAUUCUCUUCACCUGACUAGUGAUUAUUAGCACUAAACAUUUUUUAAAAAUCCAAGUGUACCAAUGUUGAUAUUUUUGUCAACAAUUUAUACUGUAAUUUUUAAUAUAGUUUGGAAUUUUAAGUAAUUAAGUAUUAUAUGAAAUCAAAUAAUCCAUGCAGCAGAAGUUUGAAAGGAUCUGUGUAGGUCGGUUUAGGUAGUUUUCCUUUAUCCGGUUUGAGGAAGACAUUCUGGACUGUUUCCUUCAGUAUGGGCAAAUAGAUGAGGGAACUUUAUGAGCACAGUGCUUGGAUUCUCUUCCCAGGGCUGCCGGAUGCAGGGGAUUUCCCUCCCUCAUGCAGCAGCUUCUUGGAAGUGUCCUAAGGUAACUGCCUCUUGCUAAAUUGGGGCCUGUAUCUUUUGAUGGUUUAGAAGUAUCUUAGUUAUAGCUAUAAUUUGUAUUCUAAUACUUGAAAGCUUGGUUUGGCACAUUAAAUAGGGAAACUCACAAGAAGAGGAAUAAUAAUAAUACUGCUACUACCACAUAAUUAAGUUUCAAUAACUGUGCUAAGCAGACUUAAGUGCAUUACGUACAGUUCCUUUUUCACUUGGUUAUGCUUAUUGGAGUGUAACUAGAGCAACUGAAUGCUAUACUGUUAAUCUAGUCAUUUAGAUAGAUAGUAACAAGUGUUCUAUUUGCAAAAUAUUUAUUGUUUGUUUAUAACUUCCAGUUUUGUUGUCUUACAGAUGAUCCUUUGGGACUGGGACUUAAAGCAGUGGUAUAAACCUCAUUAUCAGGUCAGUAUAUCUAAAUAUAACCAGUAUAUGAUAUUGCACAAUCAAGUCUGUGGGUAGCAUACCUCCACCCUCCCUUCCCCCUCAUGUGUUCCAAUUAAUAAAUAACUUCCUGGCUUGAGCAAGCCAUAGUUUACUGCUCCAUCCAAACCAAGAAACUGGCAUGGUGAUUCUCUAAACAAUGAUUUUACACUGACUUUCAAAAGUUUCACAUUGGUUCUUAGGUGUAGCUGGAGCCUCUAAACUGAACUGCUAUAGUUCCUGCACUUUCUCUGGCAAGGCUGCUUGAACUGCAUCUCUGAAUUUGCUCUGCAUUCUCAUUUUAUCUGCUAUGUGAUUUAUUUAUGUCAACUCUUCCAGGCACUCAUCCUCAUAAAACUCUCUUAUCUCUUUCUUCUGUUAUUCUUCUUCUAAGUACAUUGACCGUUACUGUCUCUAUCUCUUCCAGAAUGUGCAGACAUUUCUGGCAAUCCAGAAAAUGUGUUGGUCCUUCCCUUUUUCACCUAGGCCUAGCAUCCAGCCUCAAAGAUCUAAGUGGUUAGAGACUGGAAGCUGGCAGUUGCACUUGGCAUCCAUUAGCUAUCUCUCAUAGAGGUUACCAGAACAUAGACAACAGAAGCAAGGCUGUUCCAGUCCAGAUAAUCAUGCAGCUAGGUGUGCAGCUGAUGGAAGGUACUCCAUGCCACUGAGGCCACUCAAGCCUCAAGAGAGAAUAGUGGAUACCCCUAAGCUUUGUGCUUGCUCCUUCAGAGGACGUGUAAACCCAUCCAGAGCAGAUAUUAAUCUGGGAUGGAAGAAGUUACAAUCUCCCCUAGGAUUACCAGAUGCAAAAGAGAACAGGGUUCCUACAUCUCUAAUUGCUGCGCAGGAUUUCAGCAGGUGCAGCUUUUCAUGAAAGCAGCAUAGAUUUGCAUUCAAAUAAAAAGAGCAGGAGAGUUCUUUCAUCAUAUACUUGCCCAAGCAAUAAGCAGGUAAGCUACAUUUUAAGGAGGUGCAGAAGAUCCAUGCCAAAAAGACAGUAGUUUUGACUCAGAAAUCAAAGUCUCUCUUCUAACUUGGCAGUAGAGUAGAGCUUCUGCAAAUUGUACUAAAGGCCCCUGACACAGGACUUGGCUGUAUGUUGUAGGAAACUUGGCUAUAAAAUAUAUGUGAUGGCAUAAACUGAUUUAGAAAUGGUUAUUCAUAUAUGAUAUAUAGCCAGAUAAGUCUGGGCUUCCCAGGGCAGGUCUGGGUUUGUCCUAGCCUAUUUACAUUCAGUGUCUGGUGUGAGAUGGUAAUGCUCUCUUGCCUCUCACAACAUUUGACGCAGGUGGGCUUUUCAUCUGUCCAAUAGAGAUAUUACAUUUAACUCACAAGGAAUUAAUGUACUAGGAAUAAAAUACAUUAAGUUAUAGGAGUUACUAUAUUCCUCUCACCCAAUAAAUUGAGCCAAUAAAUUGUCUCCAAGCCCGUGUGUGUGUGUGUGUGUGUGUGUGUGUGUGUGUGUGUGUGUUGGGAGAUCCACUCACAUAUAUGGUGUGUCAUUUUACUUUCCCCCCGCUUCGAACACAAAGAUGGGAAUGAAUAUUUUAGACCAUAGGCCCAAAAUAAGAUAAACUUACUUGUUAAUUAGUCCCUAAUUACAGGGUUUGGCUGCAACCUUUGAUCCUGAUCAGAGACCUGAAGAACAGUUGAAAUAAGAACUGUCAUCCCACUCUCAUAAGGCAGGGCAUUAAGGUGAUGUACGUAGGCCAGCUGUUUCAGAAUAAUAAUUAUGUAAUGUUUAAAAUGUUUAAAGAGGCAGAACUAGUACUGUACUAAGAUUUAAAAGAAAAAUCAGUCUGUAUCUUUCGUUUUCCCCGGAAGCAAACGUCAAGGCAAUCAUUAGUAAGUAGUUUCAGGAUCAUGUAGGGAUGCACAUAAGCAGGCCUACAAUGGGCAUAAUCGUACAUUAGAAAAAGGGAAUAUUGAGUCCUAUUUGCAUCUUCUCCAUCCAGGAGAACAUAAUGAACAACAAAAGGAAUAUAGAGAGAAUAUAGCCUUAGACCAUAGAAUAUAGAGAGAAUAUAGGCUUAGACCAGGCUAGCAAAUAACCAUCUGGGAGCCUGGGGUGAAUGAAAAUUCCCUCUGGGCAAUCAGCCAGACAACUCAUUUUUGUGAACACUCACCUUCUUAGAAGGGAGAGAGAGGAUCCCAAUGUGCAUCCUUCAGAGUAGAACUUUACUUAAAAUAAUUUCAUCCCCCCCCCGAUAUAGAGCAUGGGGCUGAUUCUUCCUCCCUCCCUGGAAUAGGAGGAAGGACAACCCAGAACAAAUGUUGAAAUUCCCUCUUCUUGCUCUUCUUGCAUCCAUCUGUCUCAAGAGUGCGCCUCUGGGGGUGAACUAAAACCUCUGAGUUAGCAGCACCAAAGUGACCUCCCUUGGGCACAAGCCUGGGCAAUGUGUAUGGAGGUCCUGGGCUGCUUAGACGAAAAGGCCUUGUUGAUGUGGUCCAAAGGAAAGCAGAGCAAGACAUUUGGAAAUAGUUUGGCUGCAGGAAUUGCUGGAAUGGGGUGUACAACGUGCCACCCAACCGUCCUAGGGACUCUGAAUUUGGGCAGGGUUUACUCCUUAGCCAUUUCUUCCAAAGGUGUCCCACAAGGCAGCAGAGGUUUAGAAUCAGAGUUUUCCUAUUCCUAAAUGGGCUUUCUUCCCAGGUUGAUGGGUCUUAUCUGCCCCUCUCUUCCUCUACAGCACAUGCAGAAACUGCCUUUUUGACCAUUGGACCCACUAUUGGUCUUGUCCACUCAAUCUGCCGGAGCCUGUCUUUGCAUGUAGGGGAAGCCCCUAUCUCACCAAAGGUUUGAGAACCAUCAUCUCCUCUCACCUGGUUUAGCUGCCAGUCAAAGCCAUUUCCCGGGGUGUGGCUGCUUUUGCAUUCUGGCAGGUUUUAGAAGCCACAGGUGAGAGCUGAGUGCAGAGUGGGGACCAAAGGUGGACAAACUAUCCCAGAAGGAAUAAUGUGUCCCCCACCAGAGGUACUACCUCUCUCCUAACACCUGAUGCACCCCAAUUCCAUCUUUUACACAAAAGAGGAGCCCUACCUCUUUUGGCUACCAUAGCUAUUUGUGGCUUUCUUCUCUUUAUUCUGGAAAGGAGAUGAUCUCUGCUCUGCUAUCUUGAAGGCUGGCUGGAUUUGAGUGUGUUUUUCUGACUUUAUUCUAGCCUCCUGUGGUGCGGAUUAGGUUGAAGAAGAGAUGAGAAAGAAUGCAAAUCAAGCUAGCCACUCUGUGUUUGCUAUACUUUCUGUUUCCUCCCUGUAUUCUGUCCCUCUAACCAACUCAGUCAUAGCAUUUAGAAAGGUUGAGCCUUUCCCUUCAGAAAGUGAAACCACUAUGUACUCUGCCUUCUGCAUAGAGCCUGGCUUUCAAAUGGCUCUUUUUGAAAGGCUACGUGGUGGGGCUGCCUCUCUUCUUCCCCUUUCUUUUUCAGAAAUAGGGAGGAAACACUUCUGUAUUAUGCACUUCUGAAAGCUGUACUCUAGGCUUGAUGGACUUUCUAGAGACAGUUGUGCUUGGCUUGCCUUCUCCUGGUCUUUCUUUUUCACUCUUCCUCUGUAAUGCAGUUUUGCAAUUUUGCACCAGAGAGACACUAUGGAACCAUCAGGCUUGGGCUCUUUCUUCCUCCUAGACAGUUUGAAAAGGCGAAAGAGAUACUCCAAGUAGAACUGCACAGACAGUUCAGUGCUAGAGGUAGUACCCCCUUGUCACAGACUGGUUGGCCACAGAAGAAUGGUGGGAAGAACUAGCUGGGGAGCAGCCAAGGAAAGAAGGCUCAGAGUCUGGGGACUGGUGAUUUCCUUUAGCACAGUACCCAAGUAUCAUUGUCAUGGACUGGUUGGAUGCAGAGAAAUGAUGGGAGGAGCCAGCUGGGAAACCACCCAGGGAAGAAAGCUCAGGUGUUGGGACAAUGAUGAGUGAGAAGAGGGAGAAGCCUGGGAAGGGGAGGUGUUGGAAGCUGAAAAGGUAAUAGUGAGCAGAGGGAGUCUGUGGCAGAGAGCAGUCCAGAAUCAGAGGUAGAAGCUGAAGCAGGAGAGGAGGGAGGCCAAGAAGCAGAGUGGCUGGUGAAGAGGCACAGGUGUCUCCCUGUCCUGCUGAGACAAGCUCUCCUCCCCGCUGCUCUCCCAAGAACCAGGAGAGGCAUGAAGAGGGCGGAGGAGAAGUUAGCCUUACACAGGCACAGUCUCAGAGGGAGCUGCUUAUUACAAUGCAAUUUAAAAAAGAAAUAGUAAGAUUUUCCCGCAUGGUGAGUAGCAGUGCAUAUAGCUUAUUGGGGUUAGGGAAGUAUCAUGUUUUCCCAGAUAUAACAUAUUGUACUUUGCUCAGAAAAUAUGGUAUUAUUUCAACAAAGAACAGCAGGAGAUUUGUUAACUCUUUUAAGUAAUAAGCCUGCAUAUAUUGCAUGGAAACUGCAAGAAAUUCACCGUUUCUUCAAUCUAUGUGUGGAGAAAGGAAUAAAUGGUACAAUUUGAAAUUAUUUUUCUGCUAAAUUGUAAAUAAAUGACCUUACAUCAAAUGGUCUGUAUUAAUUAAUUUAAUAUUACAGAAUACCGUACUUAGAUGAGCAUUAUUUGUGGAUAUCUAUGUAUCUAAAAAUCCAUUCAGUUUAAUGUGCAUCUUACUGAAAUCCACAUCUCAAUUUCUUUUAAUAUUUUGAUAAAUUGACCUUACAAUAACAAAAGCCUUUUGUUGUUGAUAGCUAACAGCAUGUUUCUCUGUUCUAGAAUGCUUUCAGUGGAACCGGAGUUGAUUUUUCUGUACUAAAUGAGACUCGCAGCAUGAUGACUGACCUUCUGAAUGAUCCAGUCCUUCCUCCACAUGUGAUUUCUUCCCUCCGAAACAUCAAUAGCUUGAUAAGUGCUUUUGCAGGUUCAUGCAGGCCAAAGGCUAACAUGUUUACCCCCUUUCCGGGCUUUUAUCCCUGUCCAGAAAUGGAAGACUCAUCUGAAAGAGGGGACCGUAAACUGCAUAAGGUCAAUAUAUAUAUAUAUCAGAAUACCUCUAAGUGCAAUUUCCCCCAUAUGGUAAUUUUCCUAUUCUUCUAGUGUGAAUUAUAGUUAAUUCUAUCCAAACUGACAAAUUUCUAUUCCUUUCAGAUGCUGGGUUACAAAAAUAAUAAUUUAUUGAGACACUGAACAAUAUUAUGUAUCCUUCCAGCUCAGCCAAUCAGAGGCUUCACUACCAAAAAGUUCAUUAUACUACAGAAUUAUUAUUAUUAUUGCGAACCGUUCCUUUAGGAAACAUAGGGUAGCAAUACAAAUGGUACAAAAGAGCUAGACACUUAUUCAGGAUUCAGCUGUUAUUUUUCUAUAUAGCUGUUUAAAGUUAAAUCAGUUCAGCCAGUUAUAAUAUACCGUAUUUUUCGCCCCAUAGGACGCACUUUUUCCCCUCCAAAAACGAAGGGGAAAUGUGUGUGCGUCCUAUGGGGCGAAUGCAGGCUUUCGCUGAAGCCUGGAGAGCGAAAGGCAUCGGUGCGCACCGACCCCUCUUGCUCUCCAGGCUUCAGGAAGCUAUCCGCAAGCCUUGCAAGCCCGGCGGGAGUUCCUACAGGCUCACAAGGCUUGCGGGCAGCAGCCUGCAGCCCCGGCGAGUGUCCACAAGCCUUGCGCGCCCGGCAGGAGGUCCCACCAGGCGCGCGAGGCUUGGGGCGGCAGCCUGUCGCCCGAAGCACGCGGAGCCCUCCAGAGGGUGCCCUGUGCUUCGGGCAGGUGUGCGCAAGGCUUGGGGCGGCAGCCGCGGCGGGGGGGGAAUAAAUUUUUUUUAUUCAUUUCCCCCCAAAAAAACGAGGUGCGUCCUAUGGGCCGGUGCGCCCUAUAGGACGAAAUCUACGGUAGCUUAAUACGCUUAAUUUAAACUGAGCAAUACUUAGUAAAAGUGUAUAUUACCACGGAAGUGUGGAAGAGAGCUGUUUUAUCAGAAAAAUGUAAACUUUAUCAACUUGUUCAACAGGGGCUAAACAGCCGAAAUAGCUUACCAACACCACAGUUAAGGCGGAGUUCAGGAACUUUGGUCUCACUGCCCAUGGAACCAUCUUCUAGGUGGGAACGCAAUAAUGGCAAAAGAUUGCAUCAUGAGUAUAAUUCUUCAAGGUAAAUAUUUUAUCACUAUAGAAUUCACAGUAUUAUGAGGUAUUUCUUAAGUGCUGAAAUUAAAAGUUGAGUUGGGAUCGGAAGGAGGACAGACAAGAUGUUUUUCAGAUAAAAUAUUUUGAAUUGAAUUAAUUUUCCGUAAGUGCUGCAAUCAAAUGUUUAAAACUUAUAAAGUAUGCUUGUAUAGCUUCGUUCAUCCAGGAUAUUUGAAGUAUGGCACUUGGAUAUGCAGUUAAUAUUUGAUGACAACCACUAAUUCUGAACUUAAGUUCUAAAGGAAAUUACGAUGAAAGAUAAAUUGUAACAUUCUGUAUAGUCACCAUUUAUGAGAUAGUGAAAGAAGAUCCAGCCAUCCAUCUCUCUCUUGGGCUGAAACAUAGGAAAGUAAUAUAACAAGAGUGGCUGACAAUAACACACUGCUCUACUUUUGUUUUGCUCUUGAAAGUCUUAUGGUGCAGUAGGUGAACUAUGUUUAUUAAUCAUCACAGAUUUAUUGGUUUUCUGCUUGUUUUGUAUUGUAGUUAGUAACUAGAUCAGUUUUUACACUUUUUUCAACUAUUACAGCAGAUAAUAAUUUGUUCCUAACCUUGAGAACCAAAUAUACUGUAUAGGAGAAGUUCUUUUCUUUGCACUGGCAAAGAAAGUAGGAGGUUUGGAGCACUGCAGUGCUUUAUAACAGUCUUCCCGCCUCCUAAAAAGCUAAAAAUUUACCACUUUUCUGAGGUAUCAUAUAGUUAAAGAUUAAAGACUGUUCCACUGACCUUGUUUGGUAUCUCAUCCCAGUCUCAAGACAAAGAGAACAUUCAGAAUCUAGACUCUUAAGUAGCUACGUUUAUAAUUUGUGCAGCUUGCCUGUGACUCUAGCUAUGGCCAGCUGUAGCAGAUAGGCUAUAUUCCCCAACGCUGCUGGUGGUUUGUGCAAAAUGUAGCCAUUUAUAGUACAGUCAAACCUUGGAUCCCAAACACCUCCGUUUUGGAAUGUUUUGGCUCCCGAACACCGAAAACCCGGAAGUAAAUGCUCCAGUUUUCGAAUGUUUUUUGGAAGCCAGACGUCCGACACGGCUUCCACUUGAGUGCAGGAAGCUUCUGCAACCAAUCGGAAGCCAAACCUCAGUUGUCAAACAUUUUGGAAGCUGAAAGGGCUUCCGGAAUGGAUUUUGUUCGACAACCGAGGUUUGACUGUAGCUAUACGAUGGGACAACUGCUGUUUCAGAGAUGUUAGUCCUGGAAGAGAGUUUGGGAAAUGAUGGCAGAUUCCUGAACAGAUUCAGGAAAGAAGAAACAAGCCUGGCUGCUGCAAGUAAUUAGGCAGCAGUAAGAGAUCAUAACUACAUGCACUCCUGCUCCAUUACUCUACUCUGUUAGAAAGACAGCUGCCUGAAAGACCUUUGGUAGAAAAAUGCUGUAUUCCCACUGUUUUGUCCUUGGGAGAGAAGAUUUUGAAAUGCUGAGGGACUGUGCCAUGUUUGUCCUACCAGUUAGGACAGAUUUUUGACAGAUCUUAGGAAGAAAUGAAAGCUGUCAUUUAUUUCUGGUUUUUUUCUUCUCCAUUGCUAGAACCCGAUGUUGUCCCCAGAACAUAGAUGUUCUAGUCUCCAAGACCCAUUUGUUCAUUUUAGGACUCAUGUCCUUCAGUGUCAUACUCUGCAUAUUCUUUAGUGACAGUAAUAAAAAAAAUUAAAUCAGUUUUAAAUUUUCCAGUUACAUAAGAGACAACAUAUGACUCAUUAUAAACAAGUAAUGGAUAGUAUAAAUAUUUUUUAUCCUAAAUAAACUUAGACCAUCACACUUCACGGCAAGAUUUUUCACGACGUGUUACCUUUUUUAUUAUUUUACAGGUUGAUGAUCAACUAACCAGUAGAUCUAGUUAACCAGUAGAUCUAGUUAAGAUACAGAUACCGUAAAAAAUAUGUUGGCAGGCCUGUUCAGUGGUUUAAGUUUUUUAAAGAAGGACCAAUAAUUUCUAUGAUCAUUCUGUAUUAUUUUUAUGGUUUUUUGUUUUGUUUUUUGCACUUACAAAUUUUGUUCUACACCACCCUGGUAUUUUAUAUGAGGGAUGGUCUAUAAAUAUUUUUAUAAAUAAAAAAAAUAAGGGAAGGAAAUUGCUGUUUGAGGUUUAUGCAAAAUGUAUUUAAAAAUUGCUUUCUCCACCCAGAAAAUAAAAUAGCAAGCUCUGAAUGCUUCCUGGAUUAGACAUCAUGUAUAUUAAAUAUUGUGCUGUGUAUGUAUCUUCAAGCUUUCAAACAGCAGAUGGCAUGCUUUAGCAACAUAAGUGUCAGUUUAUAGUCAGUUAUCAAAGGUGAAAAGUACUGAGCAUAGAAAUUAAAAGAGUAUUUCCUUAAUGCUAUGUAGCAUUACAUUUGAAUAAAGCACCAAUAGCAUUGAUCAAGAUCUUGUUAAAUAUGCAAUGGAAUGAGCUAUUCACAAGAUUUUUCAACUGAAAGAACAAUUUAGACUGUAGUUCUAAACCCUGGUUGGCACUGGAGGGGCUUGAUGGAGUGCUACAUCCACAGCAGCACUGCCAGCAUUGCCCAGAGAGGAAGGUGCAGGGUUGAAAUGGGAGGGGGGGAAAUAGCCUUUUACUGGAUUCAGGCCUGUUGCCAUCAUGUAGGUAGCAGGGCUGACUCAGGAUCCAGUAGAUCCCGUUCCCAAAGUGUUCCAUCUUGGUGGUUUCCACUGAGUACUCUCCAUGACAUUUCUGCUCCAUCUAAACUCCUUCCAAAACAGUAGAUCAGGCGUUUGGACUGUUCUGCCCAUUUCUUUUCUGAAAGAGUGCUACUGCAGAUUAAAAGAAUCUUCUUUAGCAAGAGGAAGCUGAUGCAAAUACGUUAAUGUCAUAUUUCACAUUUUUCUGGGAUGAACUGCUAAAAGUGGCAUUAAGUUCUGGUGUUGCUCAUGUUAAAUCCUUUAGAUAAAACUUUAUUCUAGUUGGAGCAUCCUGUGAGCAGAGUAUCACUCCGGGUAAACUCUGGAGAGCUGGAUGACAAUGUCUUCAGUGUAUCUGACAUUUCAGGUUUAUGUGAUUGCCAUCUUAGAUACUUGGCAAUCUUUCUGUUCAAAAUUUUAACUAUGUUUUUAAAGAAGACUUAUGCAAGUUAAGAUUACUAAUUUUUUGAAGGCUUUCUCCUAAUUUUAAGUGCUCUUUAUUAUAGCUGUUGAUUCCGUACUUGCAUCUAGAGAUCCUUGUGCACAGGGUGCAUUUAACUCUAAUUUUGCUUUGAUUGUUUACAGUUUAAUUAGAAGAUUAAAAUAUGUGUACCUACCCUUUAUUGAGUAUAAUAAUACUUUUUUCUGUUUUCAAUUAGCCAAGGAUCUUAUCCAAAUGGGCCUUUCAACAUGAACCUGUUGACAAUACCAAAACAAAGAUCAUCUUCAGUGACCCUGACUCAUAAUACAGGCUCCAGACGAGCUGGUAGGAUAAAAGCAUAUUACUACUUUAUAAUUAUAUUUUAGGAUAGAUAAUUUGUGGAAGUGUCUCUGGAGCAAUAUGAUUUUUUAAAAAUAACAGCACUAUAUAUCUCAUAAGAUUAUUUCAUUUUGUUAAGAUUUUCAUAAGCAUGCUAUCAUUAAGCAUCUAUCUAGUUGCUUGUUCAUAUAUGAUAUUGCAUGUUUUACAAAUGACUUGAAGACACUGGAUAUCAUCAUCUAUACUAAUAGCGAACUCAUAAUAUUAUAAACCACCUUGUGAUCCUCAGAUGAAGAGUGGUAUAGAAAUUUAAUAAAUAUCAAUAGAUAAAAUUAUCCAAUUGCCCAUUCUUGUGUAGCCAAAAUGUCACUGCUCAUGAACAAGAGGGCGGUAUCAGCAUGCUUGGUAAAACCCCAAGGUUUGCAGAAGUAUGCAAAAAACUGUGAAUGGGAAAACAGCCCCCACGACAGCAAAGUUAGGAAUUAGCAGUCAACAUGGAAUGCUGAUUGUGUUGGGAAGGUGAGAGGGCAGAACAUUGGAUGAGAGGAGGGAGUGGAAUGGAGUACUAGAGAAAAGGGCAUGGCCGAUUGGCUGGAACUCUGAACAAGAAGACUUCACACUGCAACAUUUUGUUGAAGGUCUCACUUGUAUAAUAUCUGUCCUGCAUAUUACAAAUAAUGACAGUUAUCCAGAAAACUAUGUUACCAAUUGCAUACCAGGCUGGAGUAGGGUUGACCCACAUUGUGUAGCAAGCAACUACAAAUCAAUAGAGCAGCCAAAGUUGAAAUACUGCUUACCGUUCUGGUUACCACACCUCGAAAAUUAUAUUGUAGAGCUGGAAAGGGUGCAGAAAACUGCAAUCAAAAUUAUCAAGGAACUGGAGCAAUCCAUCUAAGAAAAAAGGUUGUAGUGUUUGCGCAUUUUUAGUUUAGCAAAAAGGCUAGUAAGAGAAGACAUGAUAGAGGUGUAUAAAUUAUGCCUGGUGUAAGUUUUCUUUCUUACUGUAAAUUAUGCCUGGUGUAAGUUUUCUCUCUUGAAUGAAUGUCGGAAGAUGCAGUGCAGACUAAAUACAUGCUAUUUUACACAGUGCACAAUUCAGCUACAAACUUUGUUACUGCAAGAUGUGAUGGCCACCAGCUUGGACAGCUUUAAAGGUGAAUUACAGUAGUCUGAUUCAUGGAGGAUAAGGCUUUGAAUACCAGUUGCUGGUGAUUAGAAGCAGGAAACGUAUCCUGCAUUUGGGCUUCUCAUAGACAUCUGCUUGACCCCUAUAAGAAGAGAAUCUAAGUUUUUUGGUUAAACAAUAGCCAACGGAGAGAUUCUGCAGCAUAUUACUUCCAGUGUAUGUGUGAUUCUGUUAUCUGCAAGAGCUAUGAGAUAAGAUACAUUUUUGUUUUUGUCAGUCAUCUUUUAUUUUCUGGAAAAUUUAAGGCACUGUUCUUAAAUAUGCACAAGUUGCACUUUAAGAUAUAUUUAUGACUUCCAACAUUUUAUGCCUCUGUUUCCUUUAGGAACUUCUCCAAAUCUAAGUCCUGUGGCCUCAUCAAGUAAUGGAUUUCUGUCAAGUGUGUACCACCGGUCACCUGUAGAAUUUCCUGAUACUGCUGAUUUCCUUACUAAGUCAAGUGUUAAUAUGCAUAAAUCUGUGGGAUGCACGGUUAGUCCUUCAGAUUAUCAGCAACAACUUAGAACAUCUUCACAUUAUACAUGUAGUAGGUAAUGCUCUCUUUUUAUUUAAUCAGUGAUUCAUGUGUCAUCAGAAUAAAAUUUCUUAUCAUAUACUGUCUUGGAUAUUUCUUUGGUAGAAGACUGAGAGGGGCCAUUAUUUCUUAACUGCUUCUUAAGUACUCUUUUAUCUCAAUACUUGAGUUGUGCUCUCACCACUCUCAAUAUAUUGUGUUUUUGGGCUGUUUUUCCUCCUGCUUAAAUAAUCUUUCCACCAUGAGGAUCCUAUAAGCAGCCAGCUGUAAGAGAAAAGAUUGCAUGACUGCUCUUUAUGAAUCUUCCUGUUUUGUAGACAUUUGUACCUAUAUACUAUCUGUGAAUCUGUGUGGGACACCGACACUUGAAAAAAUAAUAAUAGAAAAGAGUCUUGGACCUCUAAGCCUUCUUGGAUACAGCUAAAAUCUCAUGAUUGUGAACACUGUAUAAAAGCUGCUUCAGUGAUAUUCUAUCAGUGGUUUAAUGGAUGUUUCUGCACACAAGACUUAAGAAAAGUAUUCAAAAAUAGAAAUUAGAAAUAACUGUUUUAUUUUUCUUAAGUUGUGGACGACAGAUAUUCAAGUCUGUUGCAUCCUCAUUAUCUGAAUCUGCUACAGAACAUCAGAGUCAAAAAUCAGGUGGGAUUAUGAAUUACACCUAUAAUUUAUAGUCUUUGUUUUAUUCCUCCCCCCAAAAAUGAACUUGUAAUAAGAGUAAAUAUUCCAGAUCUGUUGAAAUAGAGAACUUGACUUCAAUCAGAUAUGAAAAUUGUAUGCAAAUAUUUUUAUCUAUUUUGUCACAACUUUAGCCAUACUUAAAAAAUACAGCUAUAUAUGUCUGAAGUAAGACAACUAUUUUAUGUUCUUCAAAGCAUUUUUAUCUUGCUCUUUAGCCAAAAGAAGUUCCCAGAGCAACUUACAAAUGUCAUUAUUUUCACAUUUCUGGAAUGACAAAGUAAAUGAAUAUAUUUUUCCUUUUGAUUUAUUCAUGGUAUUACAGAGUUUUUGUUAUGUUGUCCCUCUCUCAUUUUCAUAUAUCAUAUCCUUUCUUUUCUUUUUUAUUGCACUUGUUUUCUUGUAUCAGAAGCAAGGAUGUUUGACGUGUAAUGGUGUUUGCUAUAUAUUGUUAUGAGAUAUUGAGAUAUAUAUAUAUAUAUAUAUAUAUGAAUGGCAAUCCAAGUGCUUGUAGCAUGCUUACAAUCUAAAAGCAUGAAACUAAAGGGAGUGGCAUUGGGAAGGACGAAGAGAAAAGCAAACUUAGCUAUAGAAUAUUUGCAAUGAAAAGCUGGAAUGGAAGUAUUCCAAGGAGUGCAGGAGCCUAAAGUUGCUGGUCUUUCCGCAGAGCACAUAGAGUGGCUCUCUCACUCUCUCCUAUAGGCUAAUGGAAUAGCUACUAUAGCUGGGAGUUCAGGGAGGAACUGAUGAAGCUGGCCUGUGGUUGAGACUUAAUAAGAGCAAUUUUAAAAAUUCAUUUGAUCCCAUCUAUGAGUUGCUUCCCAUAAAAAAUUCAAAUAAAGCAUUAUGAAUUUUUGUUGUUAAAUUUACUUACGUUAAACUCACUGUAUUGUUUACAUUUCUUAAGGUGAAGAUGCAAAUAAUUCUAUUUCAAAAGACUCUGCUCACCUUAUAGAGAAAAAGCAGGAUGAUACUGAAAAUCACUGUCAUCAAAUGGAUCAAACUAAUGUAAGGUUAUCAUUGCAGUAAUACUGUAGUGAUGCAAUUCAUGUUUUUAAUAGAGACAUACUAUUUUAUUGCAACGUGCUGUAUUUUAUUUGUUUUAUAACAUUAGUGCUUCACAUACAAUAUUCUGAACUAGAAUUAACUUUCAAAAUGUCUAGAAUUAACUUUCAAAAUGUGAAAACUCCGUAAAAACAUGGGUUAAAAGCAUGAUAAAUAUAGGAUUCAGAACAUAAAGUAGCUUUUUAUUUUCUAUAUUCCAAUACCCAACAUGUGGAGAUAUGACUUCUCCAAGUGAUCACCAGGCACAACCAAAAUCAUGGUUGAGACCUGCUGUCUUUAUUAUAAUUCUUGGUUUGUUUUAAACAUAUUUUAUGCAGCAAUAAAACUGCUAAUCAGGGUCCAGUAUGGUUUCACAUUGGAUGGGGGACUGCAUGUUGAGAUUCCUGGACUGUAAGGGGUUGGACUAGAUUACCCGUGCGGUCCCUUUCAACUCUACAAUUCUAUGAUUAUGUAUAGUGUUAAUUCUACCAGUGUUUAAUUAUAAUUUAAUGAUUGAUUUUUCUAUGUUUUAAGUAUUCUUGUUUUCAUAUGUAAGCUGACUUGAGUCCCAUUAGGGGGUGGGGUGGGGGUGGGGUAUAAAAUCUUCUUCUUCUUCUUCUUCUUCUUCUUCCUCUUCCUCUUCCUCUUCCUCUUCCUCUUCCUCUUCCUCUUCCUCUCCUCCUCCUCCUCAUAUCAUCAAUAAUUUUUGUUAGAUCUCUGCGCUCUUCCAAACUCUACACAUAUUAUAUCAUUGAUGCCCAUAUAGGCACUUUUCUACAGCAAUAGUAUAUUAUCUGCUUAUGUUUUGUUGAUGGAGCAAAUACUUCUUUUUCGGCCCUUCUCCACAGUUCUGCUCCAGCAGAAACCCAGGAUGGUGACAGGAAGACAGCUGUGUUCAUGAGGUUCCUAUUGGGCCUGCUGUGGUACAGCCCCCCCCCCUUUCUAACCUGUGCCCAUUAGGGAGGAUUGUGUGUAGCAAGUGAAAAGGGAAGACUUAGCUCCACAUCCAUCUCACCUUCCAGUUUAAGCAGAGGCGAGUGGAAAUAGAGAUACACUCAUACCAGAAGUCAACAUGAUCAAGAAGUACAAUUUCCUUUUAAGUAUAUGAUAGCUAUCUUCCCAUAAAAUAAUUAAGGAUGUUGUUUUACACAAAUAUCAGUAUCUGCAAAGAAGUACUAGUUCUUGUAACAUAUUAGUCUUUGCCCUAGCAUUGCUAACAUAGGCAAAGAUCACUGCUGGACAGUUAGUCCUCAUUUGGCAGUGGUGUCUGCAUCAUGGAUAUGAGCAUGAGGGUAUAGAAAACGAAACAAGAGAGAAGCCAAAUAAAAAAAUAAAGUACUAGAUCCACAGGUUCUUGAACAGCCAAGAGUAGAUGUUAGCUGCCAAAUAGUGCUCAAGAGUUACUACAGUUUUGUGCUGUGCUAAAGUCUCCUCAAAGCCCAGUUUGGCAGUCAGAAUAGCUGCUUGAAUGAAUGGGGCAGACUAGCGAAUAUUUUAGGGAUUCUGCUGGGAAAGUAAGACUAACAGAGUUUUAUGCAUUAUGAUAAUAGAGCAAUUCCUGAAAUUAUUUUAGAUACCACAGAUUUGGCUCAUGUUCAUUAUUCUGAUGUGACGUUAAAUGUUUUUUUGAGCCAGAGAUCUUGGGCGGUUGCUCCUGCACAGCAAGUAAUCAUUCUGUGGUUUUUAAAAACCCAGUGCUUCACAUUACAUAAAUUUGUCCCAGAGUAUCAGGAGGCAACCACCUUGCUGAAUCUAGGCCGGUCUGGAUUUGGUCAGUGCCUGGAUGGUUGUUCAUAUGGGCACCACAUGUAUGCUCCCUUGGAUGAUGGAAGAUAGGAUAUACAUGUUGCUAAAUAAAUCCUAUUUUGUAAACACUGUCUUACCUAGUUUGAUCAAGUUUAGCAAUGUCCAAUCAUAUGCAAAGUGAUUACAUUAACUAGCCUCAGAAGAUUGUGGACUUAUUUAAAUAUAAAACUAAAUGCAUAUAAUAAGUUAGUACUUUUAUAUGUUAUACUUUUCUUAUACAGAUGGAGACAGCUCCUUCAUUAGAACUGAUUCUAACAGAAGACCAUGAUUCAUUAAUGGAGAAGAUGAACAACUGGAAUUUCCAGAUAUUUGAUCUUGUUGAAAAAAUGGGAGACAAAUCUGGAAGAAUCCUUAGUCAGGUUGGUUGUUCCUAGAUAUAUGUCAUUUGUUACACAUGAACACCUUCUAGGCUGUGUGUGUGCUAUUAUAGAAUUAUGCUAUUUUUCUAAGCUUACAUGUGGAUAAAUGUUAAAUGUAGGAAAUGUUGUUUUGCAUUUAGAGAACUUUGGAAUAUCCCAAAGUGGGGAGGGAGGAUGUGGUGCCACUCUUAGUGUGUGUGCCCCCCAUCCCCACCCCAACCUGUCCUUUAUUUUGCUCAACCUGUCCUGUAUUUUAAAAGGUAGCGACCCUACUUUUAAGUCUUGAUUAAAAAGGAACGUAGAGAGCAUUCUGGAACUGUGUAUAGUAAACAUUCAGCUUCCUAUACUUGUGAAGAUUGUUUGUUUGUCACCUUUUUCAAAAAAUUACAUCAAAGGAACAUACAAAAACAAAGAUUUAAAAAUAGGUGUAAAACAAUAAUAAAACCCCCACUAAAAAUAUGCAGAGAAUUAAAUUCCAUAGGCCUGGGCAAAUAAAGAUGUUUUUACCUAGCAACUAAAAACAGACACUGAAGGUGUCAGGCAUCCCUCUCUGGGGAAAGCAUUCCAAAACUGGGGUGCCACCACUGAGAAGGCCCAUUCUCAUGUUGUGUCCCCGCCCCCCACUUUCCUCAGAGAUGGAACCUCGGAGGGCCUUGGGUGAAGAAUGCAGGGUGUGGGUUGGUUCACCUGGAGUCAGACAAUCUCCAGGUAGUGCCAGAAUUGGUGCUAUUUGUUCAGACCAUCUUACUCCAGUCAGCAAAAUUCUGCACCACCAGCAGUUUUCCAAGCUGUCUUCAAAGGCAGCUGCACCUAUAAUGCAUUGUACUACUCUAAUCUAGAGGUUACAGAGCAUAGAUAACAGAUGUUAGGCUAGCCCAUCCAGAUAGGGGCAUAGCUAGGCCCCCAGCCCAAGCUGAUCAAAAGCACUCUGCAUCUCUGAAACUUUUACCAACGAUGUAGUGGAUGCAGAAUGACACAAGGGGAUGGCAGAACAAACAGAUUAAUCUCUGCUGUUCUCCCCUCCUCAUAUACUUACUAGUCACAGUUCUGGUCAGCAGUGAACAUUAUUAAUGUUCAUGUAGAUGUUGUGCCAUACUGUAGUCAGGAACUUAGAAAAUGGAGUGGGAGUUGCCAGAGGAGAUUCAACGCAAUGUUUAAAAUAUAAAUAGUUGCAUGUAAGCCUAAUAAAUAACACACAUUCUUGUGAAUUAUACACAGAAUUCUUUUAGAGAGCAGUAAUUAGAUGGUUUUUACCAAUUAAUAACUAAACCUCUUUGGUUAGGAAACCUCAAUAAUUGGUUAGUAGUAAAAUUGCAUUAGGUUUUAACUUAAGAAAUCCAUAGCUUGAUCUGCUUGUGUAAGGUGAACCACUGAUCUUUUCCCUAUACCACAUCCCAUAUUGUAGAGAGGCUCUUCACCCUCAGGAGCAGUUUUUGGAGGACAGAGGGGUUUGCUAUGUUGAGGAGUAAGUGAGAAAGCCUGUUCUGCUAGUGCUUCUGCUUUUUGGAUGCAGACCUAACAGCUUUAUCCACUUCAUUGUUUAUUUAUAUGUGCCAUCCUAACAUUCUUAGUAUUCUAUAUAUUUGAUCCUAAUAUUUAAUUAUUAUUUUUAAAAAAUCUAGUUUUCUUUUAAAAGACAAAAUGUAAAACCUAAAAAAAGGAAGCAUAAAUAAUUGUAUAUUAACUUUCCUUACAAUAAAAAUAAUUAUAUUCUGUGUUCAGGUUGCAUUCACAUUGUUUCAAGACACUGGUUUAUUUGAAAUAUUCAAAAUUCCAACUCGGCAAUUCAUGAACUACUUUCAGGCACUAGAAAAUGGUUAUCGGGACAUUCCCUGUAAGUAAUACCUUACAACAUUAGGAUUAUUAUUUUUUUCCUUUAAGCCACACUGCGUAGUUUAUCAUGUUAGUCCUAUUUUCAAAUAUCUGAUGCUGCAAUGUAAUGCUAUGAUAAUGAUGGCUGGGUUUCUUUUAUUAAUAUUUUUCAUACGUUUUGGAAGAAUAACAAUAAAUAGAUUUAAAUUGCUAAUAAUGUGAUAACAAAAAUGGAUAAAAUGAACUGUAUGCAUGUAAAUCAUUUGCUAGCUUCGUAAAUACAAGGAUAUAUUAAUCAGUCUUGUAGAAAGUUUAAUGCUGAAACUUUUAAAUAACUUGGACUGUCUUUUAAUUUUUAUUCUUUAUUCUUUCUCACAUACACCAUCAGUAUUCAAACCCAUCUAAAUAAACUCCCCACUCCCACAGUGUUAGAAACCAAGAUAUGACAGCUAGGAGCUAAAUGGCACCUUAUGGGCGCAACCGCGCUAUUUUAUAACAAGAAUACAAAGCUGAAAAUGAAUGAACUGCAGCUAAAAUAUUAUGUUCAUUUUUCACAUGUUCUAGACUUUCCCCUGCCCACCCCCUUAAUAUUCUUAAGAGGGUCUCUUCUCCAGUCUUCAGAGAGUAGCUGGAAGUGGGGAGGCAGAAAAAAUGUCCUUCUAUUCUUCCACUCUGCAGUUUUAAUCUGAAAUCUUAGGCACAGUACUGUGCCCAGAGCUCAAAAACUGCUCACCCCAAUUAAAUUCUCUGUCACAAAUGUGCCUAGAACAAUGGGAGUUUCAAACAUUGUCCUCCGAUUCAAGGAAUUUUAGCAAUUUUAGUUUUCUUGGUGGUAUAAUGCCAGGGGAUUUCUGACAGAAUUAUCAACAGCCACCUUAAAUAUUCACAUAUCUAUUUCUCUUAUUGCAGACAAACUUUAAUUUUGAAACAACUCCUACCUGCUUCUUUAACUCUUCCUUCACUCUACCAUGCCAUUAUGCUUGUCUGCAACAUUGUUGAAAUAUUCUUGAAAAACUUGUGUGGAAGAUACUUUGAGAAAUAGCUCAAAUAGCUUAUUUGUAGCAGCUAAUACACCCCAUGCUGAGCUUUUUUUGGCACAUAAUUGUGGGGUUUGAGUACCUUUAGAAUGUUGACACAUUUGUCACUCACCCGCCCCCCUGUACUGUCAUUAGAGGAUGGGGGACCUUUCUGGCCAGUAGGCCAGAUCCUUAUCUCCCCUGGAGGAGGGUGCAUGGGGCCAUUAAUCUGUCAAUCAUCUGGUGAUUUGGAGCCCCAGUUGCCUCAAAUGGGGGGUGAGGUGGGGAGGAUGUCUGAAAGCCCUAUGUAAAAGGAAGAAGUCCUGUGUGCAGGCAAUGCUGUCAAAGCGCCAGAUUUUUUACCCCACCAGUAAGGAAGUGUAUGAACUUUCAGAGAACAGCUGGCUGUGAAUUACAAGAAAACUAAAGUCAUAGUGUUUUCAGGAAACUAUAGGGCCCAUAGACGCUAUAUGGAUAAUCAGUUGAUUAAACAAGUUAAAAGUCUUUAAAUACCUUGGCCUUAUUUUUCAGUCAACAGGGUCAUGGGGAGCACAUCAGAAAUAUGCAAAGGAAAAAGCAUUUCAGAGUGCCAAGAUUCUGACAUGCUUUUUCCAUACGAAAGGUGGCAAUCACAUACCAUCAGCACUUAAAAUAUUUAAAGCUAAACCCCCCUAGCACAGUUAUUAUAUGGGGCUCAAAUUUGCAUAGGCGAUCGCCUUUAAUCUACAGAAGCUGUUCAGUCUAAAUUUCUAAGUGCUUCACUGCUAGCAGGUUACAGAUGGUAUGUUUAGUUUAUAUUAUGAUAACAUUUGGAUUUAAUUAAAAAAACUUAUUUUAGAUCACAAUCGAAUACAUGCAACAGAUGUUCUUCAUGCUGUUUGGUAUCUUACAACAAGACCAAUUCCUGGAUUUCAGCAACUAUAUAGUGAUUCUAUAACUGGAGCAGACAUUGGUAUGUGACUUCGUUUGGUCUUCCACAGAGACACCCCCCCCCCCAAUAAUAUAAAAUGAAUAUAUUUGAAGUGGAGGAAAUGUCUCCUAUUUUUUUCUCGUAUUACUUGUAGAUUUCAUGGUUGAAAGAUAGAACUAACAGUCUAUGUCAUUUACAAGCACUGUGUGUCUGGUUUUAGGAUAAUUGAUUGAAUAAUUGCUGACAUGCUUUGCUUCCUAGCCAAGGAAACUGUUUCACUUAGAUCUCUUAUCCAGAAUGAGACCUAUAUCUUCCUGCAGUGGUCAGCAUGUUUCUAGCAACUAAAAUACAUUAGGCUAAUAUUUCUUUAUUUAAUUAAGAAAUGAAACGUCUCAGACUAAAAAUACCUAAGGCUAAACUAUUUAACUUAAUUAGAGCUUUUCCUAAUUAUUCCAAUGUAAAAAUGAAAUAGUCCUGAACAUUCAAGGUCUUACUUUAAUUAAUAUAUACUCAUCUUAAAAUGUUCAGUUAAGUUUAACCCAGUAUGACUUAAAGGAAAUUGUUUAGCCUUAGUUUUACACAAUAGAAAUAGUAAUAGUAAGGCAAUAUUUUUUAAAAUUAUGUGUUCUUUAUAUAAUAAAAGCAUCAUAAUAUCUUUGGGCGGGGGACUUGAAUCGCAUGUGUGUCUUAGAAGGAAGUAUUUAUUUCUGAUGCAUCGCAAUUACACGGGAUCAUUCAGAUACAAGAAAUACAGCUUUUUUAAAUUUAAUUUUUAAAAUUUAAACUCAACACAGUGAAAUCUGUUCAUUGAUGGGUUUAACAUAAAUAUUUAUGAAGAUGCUAUCGCUGAAUAUUCUUAAAAUGUAAGUUCAUGUCUGUUAUUUCCCCAGAUACAGAAGAUGAUAUUUCAGCUGACCGAGUUGCCUUUAUUUCCUCCAGGAGUUGUGCUAUGGUUGAUGAAAAUUAUGGAUGCUUAGCCUCAAAUAUUCCAGCCUUAGAAUUAAUGGCUCUUUAUAUUGCAGCAGCUAUGCAUGAUUAUGAUCAUCCUGGCCGUACAAAUGCUUUUCUGGUAGCUACAAAUGCUCCUCAGGUAGGAUGUUUGGUCUUCUGGAAAGUUUCUGGUAUUCAAUUCGAUUCCUGAAAUUUAGCAGACACAUGCAUUAAUAUUUGCUGACUUUUAAAUGUGUUUGAUAGAUGGGUACUGUGCUAAAGGAAAUCAUGCAAAAUCAUAUAUUCCCAAACACAUCAGAACAAACAAGAUUAAUAGUAAUACACAUAUACCUCAUCAGUGUUCCAAUUAUAUAGUCUUACUGCACUUUUAUAACAGGAUUUUAAAACAUAGCUGAAUGUAAUAGCAAAAAAGAUAAACAUUGUAAUAGGAAAUUCCAUUCUGAAUAGCCAAGCAGGCUUCAUAAAUGAAAAUUGCAUUCAAACAUAAGAAAAGUUAUAAAUGCAAUACAUAACAUAAAUAAAACUGAUAAACCUUACAAUAUAGUUUUGCUCAAGAAAGCUUUUGAUUGCCUGGAAUGGGAUUUUCCCCAGUUGGCACCAGGACACUACGAAGUGCGUAAUAUUGUUCCUCCUGUUGCUUGAGGCAGGAAACCUCAUCAUAUCAGCUUUUGAAAAUACCCGGCUAGGAUUUGAUUUUGUAAUACUGGAUUAAAUAUACCGGUAACUGAUUUAUAGGGCCAUCCUUUGGUUAAUUGCUUUGACUGUUUUGAAGGGGGAAGGAAUGGGUUUCUGUGCAGUCAGUUUGAAACUGACCCAAAAUCCCCAUUUUUCCUUCUCCAAGGGAGCAUUUCUAAAAUGCUCUAAUAAGGCUACAGUUUAAAUAUUUUGAAAACAUUUGGAGGAAAUAUCACAACCACAGUUCUUCCCAAUAUUUUCAGGUACAACAAACUGCCAGCAGAUUAAUUGUAAAACAUGGACCUGCUUAUACAUUAAUUUUGCUCUGAAUUAUCUCUGGAGUCAGAAAUUUUAUUUGGUCUAUACAUUUUUGUGAAAUGUCAAUCUUUAAAGGAUGUGUAUUAAUUUUGCAGGCUGUGCUGUACAACGACAGAUCAGUUCUAGAAAAUCAUCAUGCUGCCUCUGCAUGGAGCCUCUUCUUAUCUCUGCCAGAAUAUAACUUUUUGCCUAAUCUUGAUCAUGUACAAUUCAAGCGAUUGCGAUUUUUAGUGAUUGAAGCAAUUCUUGCUACAGAUCUUAAGAAACAUUUCGAUUUUCUUGCUGAAUUUAAUGCCAAGGUUUGUAGCCCAAGUUUAUGCCUGCAUGCAGGCUAUAUACCAUAAUGAUUAAAACUUAGCUUUACAUAUUUAGUUACCGUAUUUUUUUCGUGUAUAGGGUUCCCCCCCCCAAAAAAAAUAGGUUUAAAAUUGGGGCUCUUCUUAUACACGGGUAGUGCUGGGGGGAUGUUUUCUUAAUUUGGAGUCCCCCAAAAUAGGGACCAUCUUAUACAUGGAAAAAUGUGGUAAGUUUUUUUAACCACUGAGUCAAAAAAAUCUUUUAAAGUGAUGUACAGAAUUAUAAUAAUUAUCCACAAUAUGCAGAUAAGCUUAACAGAAUUUACAUUUGCAUGCAUUUGCUGAAAUAAUUUUUUUUAGCAAGCAUGCAGUACUAUAACAAUAGUAUUCGUAGGCCAGAAAUUUCAAAGCAUGGAUGCCAUACUGAAAUAUUAAUUCCUCAUAGAUGUGGAACAAACAUUAUAUGGCACUGAACUGCAGAUCAAGCAAGCAGUCAGGUAGGUACAUGAGGGAAGAUUAUUCUCCCAGGCCAGUGUGUCUACAACAGCAGCCUAAAGCUGCUAUUUUCCAUACACUUACUAGAGAGGGAGACCCAUUGAACUGGGAGUCAUGAAUAGUAUUGAUUGUUUUGCACAAUGUAUAAAAUAAAUAAUGCUCUUCCUUAUAUGAUGAAUGGCAAGUCCACUGAAUCUAAGUCUGAAAGAAAUAGACUGUGGACAUUAGUAAACCAAAAUACUAAAAACUGUUUUUUCUUCCAAACAGGCUAAUGAUGUAAACAGUCAUGGUAUAGAAUGGAGUAAUGAGAGUGACCGUUUAUUAGUGUGUCAGAUAUGCAUCAAGCUUGCAGAUAUCAAUGGUCCAGCAAAAGUUAGAGAUCUGCACUUGAAAUGGACAGAGGGCAUUGUCAAUGAAUUUUAUGAGCAGGUAGGCCUGGGAAAUCAGAAUUUUUGAAAGAUUUGUACAGUUUAAAGAAUUCUAUUCAUAUGUUUUAGUUAUAAACUCCCAUUGUUUUAGGCACAUUUUGCAACGGAAUUUCAUUAGGGAGAGCAGUUUUGAGCUCUGGGCUCACCGGGGUUUUAAAAUGCUGGGGUGGGUGGGAAGAAAGCCCUUGUCCCCCCCAGCCUUCAGAAGAGGUCGGGGGACAGACUGUCCCCGGACCUGGUCUGAAGUCGGUUUCCCUAGGAACGCAUUAAUUGAUUUUCAAUGCAUUCCUAUGGGAAACCGUGCAUCGCAAGACGAAAAACUCGCAAGAAGAAAAAACUUGCGGAACGAAUUAAUUUCGUCUUGCGAGGCACCACUGUACUGCACCUAAGAUUUCAGAUUAAAACUGCAGAAUGGAAGGAACAGAGGACCUUUUUCUGCCUCCGCACUUCCAGCUACUCUUUGAAAACUGGAGACUCUCUUAAGAUUAUUAGGGGGGUGGGCAGGGGAAGGACUAAACCAUGUGGAAAAUGAACAUAAUAUUUUAGCUGCUGUUCAUUCAUUUUCAGCUUUAUAUUGUUAUAAAACAGCAUGCCUAGACUUUCCAUUGUUGCGCCCAUAACCAAGGUUUAAGGUGCCAUUUAGCUCCUAGCUUUCAUAUCUUAGCUUCUAACACUGGCUAUUGGCAUAACUAUAGCUUAGUAGGAAAAGUGCAACUGUAUCCAGUUGUAUCAUGAUGCAAAAGUCUGUUUUCAUGACCAAUGAUUACUGGCUAUCAGCAUAUGGCAGCUGUAGAUUUAGACUGUAGCUGUAGACUUAUUUAAAUAUUGUAUUUACAUGCUGGGUGUGGCACAAAUCAGCUUUAUAUAUUCCAUGACUGCUGCUUAGAAAGUGUGAUUACAGUGUAGUUUCAUAAGGAAAUAUCUGCUGAUAAUAUGUUCUUUGUGAUGCUCUAUAAGACUAGAACAAAUGUAACACAACUCCUUAUUGAAAUAUUGGCUGUUUGUUUUUGUUUUAUGUGCUCCAGUUACCAAACUUUGCACUGAUACCCAAUCUUUUCUAAGUGUUUGUAUUUAUGAAUUUACAGGGAGAUGAAGAGGCAAGUCUGGGAUUACCCAUUAGCCCUUUUAUGGAUAGACGUUCUCCUCAACUUGCAAAACUUCAAGAAUCUUUUAUUACUCAUAUUGUUGGUCCUCUCUGUAACUCUUACGAUGCAGCUGGCUUGCUUCCAGGCCAGUGGAUUGAUCAAAAAGAUGAUGAUAUGGAAAGCUCUGAAGAUUAUGAUGAAGAAGAGUUGGACAGUGAAGACGAUGAGAUGGAAGAUUUAAGCACAAGUAAGUCUAAAUACUUAAACUACAUACAGAAUUUUAAAUGGAUUUGGAUCUAGUUAACUUUUUACAUUUGUUGAAAGCUGCCCAGAGUAGCAGAUGGGAGGCAUAUAAAUCCAGAUCCAGAUAUCAUAGUAAAAUAUCACCAUUACAAGUAUCUAUAAAGGGUAACAUUCAAAGCUGCUUGAGUGAACUUUCCCCAUCUUCUCUUCCUCCCUGAACACCAGCAAUCUGUUUGAUAGAGUCCCCUGACCCUCUGGAACAUAUCUUGGGGGUGCAUGUGAGGCUGCAGGUGAGAGGGAAAGCCCCAUUUCACCAGCAGAAUUCCCUUGGAUCUGUGCUGCUCAUUCAAACAUUGCACCAAAUUCCUUCAUAUUUCCAUUUCCAGUUAAAAGGUUCCAUUACUCCCCAGGUCCUUUCUUCCUGCCAUCUCACAAAGCUCGUCUUUCAUCAUCAUUCUGAGCACACAGACCAUUCUCCUUUAACCUUUAAGCGCAUCCUGCUCCCUGUUUAAUCAGCUUGAAUGCCUGACAAAGGUGUAUUCAUAGCCAUUCAGGUUGGUUCAGUAUCACCACUUUCCUAAGCAUAAGGUAAGUGUUUCAUACUUGUUUAGCCCUCUUUUGAAAAAUGGCAUUUCCCUCUUUUGCAGAACUACAGAGAAGAAAAAGCAGGCAGCGAAUAUUUUGUCAGCUGAUACACCAUUUGAAUGAAAAUCAUAAAGUAUGGAAGAAAGUAGUUGAAGAAGAAGAACUAAAUAAAUCAGAAGAGAGUAAACAGUCAGAGAAUACAUCCUUAUGUCAAGCAGAUGAAAUUCAGGUUAUUGAAGAAGCAGAUGAAGAAGAGGAACGACAUCAAGGAGCAGAAAAAACAUUUUAAGAAGCCUUCAGAAUGAUGUACAGUACUGCUCCAGAAAUAAUGUAUUAUUUCACAUAAUGCUGACUUUAGACUGACACGGUGAACAUAACUGUAAGAGAGAUUUGAAUACUGUGAAAGGACAUAUUUUCUCUUAACAGUAUCCCACUCCUAUGCACUUUUACCACAUGGAAUUUGAAAACUUUAUUCAAAGGUUGAAUAUUGCAUUCCAUGAUGCAAAGAUCUUAUGCCCAAGGUGGUGUUCAAAUACCUUGUUUUGCUGUCUUGCUGAAAACAGCUUCUUAAUAUUAAAGUAGUAUAUACCAUUUUUGAGAAAAAAAUUUUAGCUGCCUUAUUUUACAAAGUCACCAGAAGUAUUUUGUUUAUAGGACCUACCGGUAAUUGGGCUGAAUACCAAUACAUGUUUUGGAAUUUGUAUUUUAUUUUUAAUGUGGAUUCAAAAAUCACUGUUUCUUAUUUGUCAGUAUGAAUAUUACAGUUUACACCUGUUUGAUUUGCAAUUGUUUUAUUAAUGAAGUUUUCUUGGAUUGAUUUAACCAUUAGAUGACUGCAAGCAGAAUAGAUAAAUUCUGGAUUUUGUGGUUAAAAUUUUAUCCCAUGUGCAUCAAUUUGAUGCUUUUUACUGUGGUGCACAACCUGCCAUUUUAUUUUUUGGGGGGAAAUGUUCAGGUUUGCAGUGAAUAUCCAGGCUAGUUUGCUAAAUAUACACCUGUUGCCUUGUUUUCAUUGUUCUGUAAUAGAACACAAAAGCUAUCUCACUUUUGAUAAUGAAGGGACUGUAUUAUUUUAGUCAAUAAUAUUAUAAAUAUGUUCCACUCUUACUCAGGAUUCAUGUUUAGAAACAUGACACAACAGAUUUUAUAUUUACAAUAUUGUGCUAAUGCUAGGUGUUCGUUUAAAAAAGAGAGAGUCUACUUUUUCUUUGUAUGUAAACCUUUGAAGAAUUAAAAGAUGGUUUUCUAUAAACAAUUGUUGUUCUUCACUUUGCAAAAUAAGAAGCACACGGUAAAUAUU
Molecule: messenger RNA, 54836 nt
Organism: Podarcis lilfordi (Lilford's wall lizard)
Lineage: Eukaryota; Metazoa; Chordata; Lepidosauria; Squamata; Lacertidae
Source: the annotation of a GenBank genome assembly